AUGGGACAGGAGCUAGAUGUACCUGAUAAGCUGGUGGUGGAGAGUGGUUGGUCAUAAAUAGCAGCAUGCAGGCGAGUUAAAAGAGAGCAUGGAAAUGCAAUAACAGGCGUGAGCUAGAAAGAGGACUGAGAGAGGGAGAGAGAGAGAGAGAGAGAGAGCAGAGAGAGAGAGCAGAGAGAGAGAGAGUAGAGAGCAGAGAGAGAAAGGGACAAGGAAAGAGAGAGGAAACUUAGGAGACUUUUAAUGGGUUUACAUGGGUUUGCAAGGUGAAGUCCUUUAAAAUCCACUGUCUGCCACACUGCCACUCCACUGAAAUUGGCUCUCUAGUUGUUGAUGGGGGUGUGUGUUAGGGAAUGUGUGUGCGUGCGUACGUGCACAUUAUUUUCUUUGUGAGUAAUUAAUGUGUUACUCUGUACACGUACACAGACGUGUCAAUGUGCAGGUGUCUGCAGUCAGGCGCAGUGUGGUCGUUUGUGUGUGUGUGUGUGUGUGUGUAUUUGUUAAUUUGGAAGACAGAUUGAGGGAAGCCACAGGUGGAGGGGCUGCUCCAGCUAAUUGAGCUUCAGUCAAUCCUGCCCUCCACACCUGUUACUGUUCCUGUGCAGCGGGCCAGUGUGUGUGUGUGUGUGUGUGUGUGUGUGUGUGUGUGUGUGUGUGUGUGUGUGUGUGUGUGUGUUUGGUAGUCAGUCAGGGGGAGCUGCCUUGUUAGUGUUGAGACACUGGGCGCUGUGGCAUGGACUGUUUGAAGAGCAUUCCCACAGGGCAUGCAUACAAACACAGACACAGAGUACACAAAUAUUAAGACAGACUGUACAAAGACUUGUCUUGCUAGCUAUUGAGCAUGAGUAUACACACACACAGGCACACACACACACGCAUGCACAUACAUAUUCACAUCACACAAUUCACACUUACUCAAAUACCCCCCCACCACCACACAGACACGCACAGACACACACACUCAUUUAGGGGUCCCAGGCGCUCUGAUAAGACUUCAAAGCCAGUAGAGUGUGAUGGUUACAGACAAGGAGCUGUGCACUCCUCCGAGCUUUCCCCCUCCUGGGAUGGAGAAAACAUUAGCCAAACCACACUGCUUCUCUCCCUGUUCUCAGACACCUGUCACUAGGGCCCGAAGUAACAACUACACAUAUCAUUCGGUGUGUCUGACCCCUUAAGGUGACGCAUGUUGUGUGCUGUCAUGUAAAUAACAGUUAGACUAUGAACUAUUUGUUUCAUAUUAACAAUCUGUUUCUAUGAACAUCCCACUGGGCACACACUGGUUGAAUCAACGUUGUUUCCACAUAAUUUCAACGAAAUUAUUUUGAACCAAAAUGGAGAAGACGUUGAAUUGUCAAUGAUGGGCCAAUCUGCUAUGACAGAUGACAAAAGGAAGCAACUUUGCAGCACCGCAUUCUGUGUAAUUUUAAGAAUAAGUGGUAACUGUCCCACAUUCCUCUCAAUGUCAUUCAUAAAAGAGCAUCACUGGUGCCUAUAGUGGCCAUUCUUAGUCAAUCCCCCAUAGAGAAACUGGCCAGCGAUGUCUCAUUGCCAUGUUAAGCCGCUAGGUGGCAUAUUAGUGUCAUGGAGGACAUGUUGAAUCUUCUUAGAGCCGCAAGGAGUUCUAAACUUCCUCCAGGGCUUUUUUCACGCAGUGAAGCAACUGAGAUGCUUCUGUACUAUACGGUGUAAAACUGUAAUCAUUCAAAAGUAAUAUGAGCACAAGAUGCAUGAAUUGCAAAUCCCACACUUGCAGUUGCAGCUGCUGUAUGUCAUGUGAAGACUGUAAUGAUGAAUUCCCAUAGCAGCGUUAACUAAAAUGAGCUCAUGAUCAUCAGCGCUAUGUACUUAACCAUCCUUCAACCGUGAAAGGAUGCAAAAUAUCAAGCUUUAAAAACGCUUCUUUAAACGCUUACAUAACAUUAAAGCAUUGAGUUGUCUAUACUUGUUCUUUAAACAGUUACACAAUGUUACAGCAUCGUCUUGUCUCUCUAUACCAGGCGGUGUCAGAGGAAAGCCCUCAAAAUUGUCAAAGACUCCAGCCACCCUAGUCAUAGACUGUUCUCUCUGCUACCGCACGGCAAGCGGUACCGGAGUGCCAAGUCUAGGUCCGAAAGACUCAACAGCUUCUACCCCCAAGCCAUAAGACUCCUGAACAGCUAAUCAUGGCUACCCGGACUAUUUGCACUGCCCCCCCACCCCAUCCUUUUACGCUGCUGCUACUCUGUUAAUUUUUAUGCACAGUCACUUUAACUCUGCCCACAUGUACAUAUUACUUCAACUACCUCAACUAGCCGGUGCCCCCGCACAUUGACUCUGCACCGGUACCCCCCUGUAUAUAUAGCCUCCCUACUGUUAUUUUAUUUUACUUCUGCUCUUUUUUUCUCAACACUUUUUUUGUUGUUGUUUUAUUUUUACUUUUUUAUUAAAAAUAAAUGCACUGUUGGUUAAGGGCUGUAAGUAAGCAUUUCACUGUAAUGUCUGCACCUGUUGUAUUCGGCGCAUGUGGCCAAUAAAAUUUGAUUUGAUUUGAUUUGAAAUAGUCUCAAUAACAAUAACCAUGGUGAUUGUGUGGUGUUGUACAGUUAGCCUGUGGUUCCUUCAGACCUAGUGUGGAACAUAGCAUCACGGGUCACUCAGUGUUCCAAGAACAUCCUUCUCCCAUGUAGAGGGACAUAGCUGUCCUGUCACAGACAAGCACACACAGAGACACAUGCGUUUGUGCAGGGGAUCGUGUGUACAGUGGCUUGCGAAAGUAUUCAUCCCCCUUGGCAUUUUUCCUAUUUUGUUGCCUUACAACCUGGAAUUAAAAUGGACUUUUGGGGGGUUUGUAUAAUUUGAGUUACACAACAUGCCUACCACUUUGAAGAUGCAAAAUAUUUUUUAUUGUGAAAGAAACAAGAAAUAAGACAAAAAAACGGAAAGGAUGGUGUUCUCGGGGUGAUGAGAGGCGUUUUCCUUGAUGGCCAAAAAGCUCAAUUUUAGUCUCAUCUGACCAGAGUACCUUCUUCCAUAUGUUUGGGGAGUCUCCCACAUGCCUUUUGGCGAACACCAAACAUGUUUGCUUAUUUUUUUCUUUAAGCAAUGGCUUUUUUCUGGCCACUCUUACGUAAAGCCCAGCUCUGUGGAGUGUACGGAUUAAAGUGGUCCUAUGGACAGAUACUCCAAUCUCCGCUGUGGAGCUUUGCAGCUCCUUCAGGGUUAUCUUUGGUCUCUUUGUUGCCUCUCUGAUUAAUGCCCUCCUUGCCUGGUCCGGGAUUUUUGGUGGGCCGCCAUCUCUUGGCAGGUUUGUUGUGGUGUCAUAUUCUUUCAAUUUUUUAAUAAUGGAUUUAAUGGUGCUCCGUGGGAUGUUCAAAGUUUCUGACAUUUUUUUAUAACCCAACCCUGAUCUGUACUUCUCCACAACUUUGACCCUGACCUGUUUGGAGAGCUCCUUGGUCUUCAUGGUGCCGCUUGCUUGGUGGUGCCCCUUGCUUAGUGGUGUUGCAGACUCUGGGGCCUUUCAGAACAUGUGUAUAUAUACUGAGAUCAUGUGACAGAUCAUGUGACACUUAGAUUGCACACAGGUGGACUUUAUUUAACUAAUUAUGUGCCUUCUGAAGGUAAUUGGUUGCACCAGAUCUUAUUUAGGGGCUUCAUAGCAAAGGGGGUGAAUACAUAUGCACACACCAUUUUUCCGUUAUUUAUUUUUUAGAAUUUUUGAAACAAGUUAUUUUUUUCAUUUCACUUCACCAAUUUGGACUAUUUUGUGUAAGUCCAUUAAUAAUAAUAAUAAUAAUAAUAUGCCAUUUAGCAGACGCUUUUAUCCAAAGCGACUUACAGUCAUUACAUGAAAUCCAAAUAAAAAUCAAUUUAAAUGACAGGUUGUAAUGCAACAAAAUAGGACAAACACCAAGGGGGAUGAAUACUUUUGGAAGGCACUGUAUGUGUGUGUGUGUGUUUGUGUGUACGUACUGAGAAUAGAAAGACACGCAUCAAAGAGUGCAGGGAAAUGGCGCCUCCUGUAGCACGUCCAUUCUGCUAAUGAUGAAUGGGCCUUUGACAGCAUUUCCACUUCCAUACCUGUCUGUCUGUCUGCCUGUCUGUCUGUCUGUCUGUCUGUCUGUCUGUGUAUGUCUGUCCAUCCAUCUGUCUGUCCCGGACCACAGACAGCACGGUUAGCCCAAACCACCCCAGCCCUACCUCUUCUUACCUCUGUUUACCAUCUCUUGUUUAUGCUCUCCUCCGCUGUUGUGAUCUUUAGCAGCUAAUGAUUUUCAAUAAUAAAAAGACGGCUUGACAUUUUCAUCAAAGCCUCUGUCUUCCAACACCCAGGGAAAGGAGGUGAUGAGUAUUGGCAGCUUUUGCCUUCAUAACUCCUCUGCCAUCACAGCCAUAGAUGGGCCUCGGUGCUCAAUCACCUCCAAGUAGUGUGAGGCCAAAGCCAGGCCUUAUUCAACCCACUGAAAUAUGGAAGAGAGAGCUGUACUUAGCUAAUUAGUUAGCAGGGUUUUAGAUUAAUGUUGCCCCCUGGCCAAAUGAUUACGGUAAAUGGCAUUUUUUGUUUGGGUGGCCAGUCCACCGCAGCAUUGCACUGUAGGACACAGUAUGAGGGUAUGAAGCUGGUAUUCACAUCAGAGCGACAUCGUGACACAGUCGGAAGAAGUAUGAAUCAGAAUGGGGGAAAUGAUGUAGUUGGUGUCUAAAAGUUUCAUGAUGUUGUCAGAGAGAGUGCAACUGAGGUGAACGAUGUUAGAUUUUCCUUAGAUAUCCUCGUUGUGCAGACUAUCCCCCUAAGGUCGAUGUCCGCACCCCAUGAAAAUCGAAAUAGCAUAAUAAAAAUCCUCAUAAAAACCUGUCAGUUUAAGCUAGAGAUAUCUUUAUUUUUUCAUUGGAUGCGUCUCAAUCCACGGCAUCCACCUCAGUCGCACUUCCGCAUCUGCGGUGAAAGGUGACAGACCCAGAGCGGUGUUUGUCAGACCAUGAGACAUCCCAAAAAUGUGUCUUCUCAAAAAAUAUUCUGUAGCAUCCGAACGGUUUGGCCUACAAACUAUUAUGACCCCUCUAUAGAACCCCCACAAGCGUCUUGGGAGUCGUCUGAAGUUGGUACAGCUGAUCUGCCUACUUCUCUCUGUAGCAUCCGAACAGUUUGGGCAACACACUCAUAUGACCCCUCUGUGGAAAGGUGAGACUAUCACUAACACGUACUGUACAUGACGCCCACAGCCCUCACAAGACUCGUCUGAAGGUCCCCCGGUACCAGUGGGUACCCGAGUGGCGCAGUGGUCUAAGGCACUGCAUCGCAGUGCUAGCUGUGCCACUAGAGAUCCUGGUUCGAAUCCAGGCUCUGUCGUAGCCGGCUGCGACCGGGAGACCCAUGGGGCGGCGCACAAUUGGUCCAGGGUAGGGGAGGGAAUGGCUGGCAGGGAGGUAGCUCAGUUGGUAGAGCAUGGCGUUUGCAACGCCAGGGUUGUGGGUUCGAUUCCCACGGGGGGCCAGUAUAAAAAAAUUAAUAAAAUAAAAAAAUUAAUAAUAAUGUAUGCACUCACUAACUGUAAGUCGCUCUGGAUAAGAGCGUCUGCUAAAUGACUAAAAAUGUAAAUAUAUAUGGAGACUGUUUAGUGCCAAAAAAUAAGGGGUUAAAUAUAUGAUUAUUUUUUAUUUUUUUUUAUGUUUCCUGAUCUUCCUUAUACACUACAUGACCAAAAGUAAAAAUUGACUAAUUAAUGAAAAAAACAUCUAAUCAACAACGUAAUUAUGUUCAAUUAACUCUACAACUCUUCCAACUAUUGACUUUUCUUCACAACUGCCACCAGUUUGAAGCUAAAACAUUGACAACAAAUACACUACAUGACCAAAAGUAUGUGGACACCUGCUCAUCGAACAUCUCAUUACAAAAUCAUGGGCAUUAAUAUGGAGUUGGUCCCCCCUUUGCUGCUAUAACAGCCUCCGCCCUUCUGCGAAAGCUUUCCACUAGAUGUUGGAACAUUGCUGUGGGGACUUGCUUCCAUUCAGCCACGAGCAUUAGUGAGGUCAGGCAAUUAUGUUGGCCGAUAAGGCCUGGCUCGCAGCCGGUGUUCCAAUUCAUCCCAAAGGUCUCAACAAAACAUUUCUGUAAGGACCUCAAUUUGUGCACGGGGGCAUUGUCAUGCUGAUACAGGAAAGGGCCUUCCCGAAACUGUUGCCACAAAGUUGGAAGCACAGAAUCGUCUAGAAUGUUAUUGUAUGCUGUAGCGUUAAGAUUUCCCUUGACUGGGGCCUCCCGAGUGGCAUCACUACAGACCCGGGUUCAAUCCCAGGAUGUGUCACAGCCGGCCGUGACCGAGAGACCCAUGAGGCGGUGUACAAUUGGCCCAGCGUCGUCCGGGUUAGGGGAGGGUUUGGCCAACUGGGAUUUCUUUGUCCCAUCGCUCUCUAGCGACUCCUUGUGGCGGGCUGGGCUCCUGCAAGCUGACUUUGGUCGCCAGCUGGACAGUGUUUCCUCCGACACAUUGGUGCGGCUGGCUCUCGUCCUUCGCUUCUCCCGUGUCUGUAGGGGAGUUGCAGCGAUGGGACAAGACUGUAAUUACCAAUUGGAUAUCACGAAAUUGUGGAGGAAAAGGGGUAAAAGUAAAAAGAAAAGAUACAGUUUAAGUCGGAAGUUUACAUACACCUUAGCCAAAUACAUUUAAACUCAGUUUUUCACAAUUCCUGACAUUUAAUCCUGGUAAAAAUUCUAUAGGAUUGAGGUCAGGGCUUUGUGAUGGCCACUCCAAUAUCUUGACUUUGUUGUCCUUAAGCCAUUUUGCCACAACUUUGGAAGAAUGCUUGGGGUCAUUGUCCAUUUGGAAGACCCAUUUGUGACCAAGCUUUAACUUCCUGACUGAUGUCUUGAGAUGUUGCUUCAAUAUAUCCACAUAAUUUUCCUUCCUCAUGAUGCCAUCUAUUUUGUGAAGUGCACCAGUCCCUCCUGCAGCAAACCACCCCCACAGCAUGAUGCUGCCACCCCAGUGCUUCACGGUUGGGAUGGUGUUCUUCGGCUUGUAAGCAACCCCCUUUUUCCUCCAAACAUAACGAAGGUCAUUAUGGGCCAACAGUUCUAUUUUUGUUUCAUCAGACCAGAGGACAUUUCUCCAAAAAGUAUGAUCUUUGUCCCCAUGUGCAGUUGCAAACCGUAGUCUGGCUUUUUUAUGGCGGUUUUGGAGCAGUGGCUUCUUCCUUGCUGAGCGGCCUUUCAGGUUAUGUCGAUAUAGAACUCGUUUUACUGUGGAUAUAGAUACUUUUGUACCUGUUUCUUCCAGCAUCUUCACAAGGUCCUUUGCUGUUGUUCUGGGAUUGAUUUGCACUUUUCGCACCAAAGUACGUUCAUCUCUAGGAGACAGAACACGUCUCCUUCCUGAGCGGUAUGACGGCUGCGUGGUCACAUGGUGUUUAUACUUGCGUACUAUUGUUUGUACAGAUGAACAUGGUACCUUCAGGCAUUUGGAAAUUGCUCCCAAGGAUGAACCAGACUUGUGGAGGUCUACAAUUUUUUUCUGAGGUCUUGGCUGAUUUCUUUUCAUUUUCCCAUGAUGUCAAGCAAAGAGGCACUGUGUUUGAAGGUAGGCCUUGAAAUACAUCCACAGGUACACCUACAAUUAACUCAAAUGAUGCCAAUUAGCCUAUCAGAAGCUUCUAAAGCCAUGACAUCAUUUUCUGGAAUUUUCCAAGCUGUUUAAAGGCACAGUCAACUUAGUAUAUGUAGUAAACUUCUGACCCACUGAAAUUGUGUUACAAUGAAUUAUAAGUGAAAUAAUCUGUCUGUAAACAAUUGUUGGAAAAAUUACUUGUGUCAUGCACAAAGUAGAUGUCCUAACUUCCGACUUCAACUGUAUAUGUAUCCCUUCACUGGAACUAAGGGACCUAGCCCGAACCAUGAAAAACAGCUCCAGACCAUUAUUUCUCCUGCACCAAACUUUAAAGUUGGCACUAUGCAUUUGGGCAGGUAGCAUUCUCCUGGCAUCCGCCAAACCCAGAUUCGUCCGUCGGACUGCCAGAUGGUGAAGCGUGAUUCAUCACUCCAGAGAACGCGUUUCCAGAGUCCAAUGGCGGCGAGCUUUACACUACUCCAGCCGACGCAUGGCAUAGCGCAUGGUGAUCUUAGGCUUAUGUGCGGCUGCUCGGCCAUGGAAACCCAUUUCAUGAAGCUCCCAACAAACAGUUAUUAUGCUGACAUUGCUUCCAGAGGCAGUUUGGAACAUGGUAGUGAGUGUUGCAAUCGAGGACAGACGAUUUUUACGCGCUACGUGCUUCAGCACUCGACGGUCCUGUUCUGUGAGCUUGUGUGGCCUACCACUUCGCGGCUGAGCUCCUAGACCUUUCCACUUCACAAUAACCGCACUUACAGUUGACCGGGGCAGCUCUAGCAGGGCAGAAAUUUGAUGAACUGACUUGUUGGAAAGGUGGCAUCCUAUGACAGUGCCACGUUGAAAGAAACUGAGCUCUUCAAUAAGGCCACUCUACUGCCAAUGUUUGUCUAUGGAGAUUGCAUGGCUGUGUGCUCGAUUUUAUACACCUGUCAGCAACGGGUGUGGCUGAAAUGACUGAAUCCUCUCAUUUGAAGGGGUGUCCACAUACACUAUAUAUACAAAAGUAUCUCUCAGAUAUAGGACAGACACUUCAGAACAAACUUCCUUUAGAAUUUGUUGGGAACUAUCUGUUGAAUCUGUUAUUCAAUGCAUUUGUAUGGUUCAAUAGCAGUAAGGCCAAAUAAAAAUGUUAAUCAAAUAAUGUUUUAAUAUAUAUUUUUUUAUACUUAAAGGGGUUUCAAAUUCAAAAUCAAAUAGCAAAAUUAUCCUUGGUAUGACCUUUUUAAAACAAUUCCAUAUAGCUUAGUAGAACCUCCCAGCUUAGACAGGGCUUAGAUUCUUAUGGGUUAAACAACAGCAGCCUUUAUGGUAAGGCCUUAGAUGUGAGCUAUGCAUUAAGCCUCUAAUAUUGUUUGAGAGUUAAGUAUAUGGUUUGUAAAUGUCAAGAGAAUUAAGAGAUACGGUUGAGGAUGUAAUUACUUCUAUCUGCCUUUCAAAACCAGUGUAGUUCCUUUAGAUCAGGGAUUCCCAAACUUUUUCACUCAGGGCCCCCCUUCCAGCAUUGGGUAACAUCCCACACCCCGCUUGUUGCUGGAAAUAAUUUUGCAGGUUUAAAGCUUAUUUCCUGCUAUUCUACACAUUUUGUCAUGGGGUGCAAAAAAACAUUUAUCAGUUUUAAAGCUAAUUUUCUUGCAAUUCUAUACAUUUCGCCAUGUCAAAUGUGUAUUCAUGUGAUAUUUGAGUGACAAAAAAAUUACAGAAAUAUCUAUGGGCUAAAAAAACUACAUGAAAAAACGUUAGCUGACAUGGGCUAGUUGAUCUGGACAUUUCUGACAAGUUAUAAAUAGCUCUCUAAGGUAUGCAAUGACUAAGAUGGCAAGAGGAACUGAUGAUGCACUUCCCAAUUUCAAAAUUGCACCUUGUGCAUUCUACUAUUGUGCAACUUUCAAAAGUACGUUUAAAGCCGGACUGAGUUCCUUUAGUUUGGGAACCACCCCACAGUUUAGGAACCACUGGAUUAGAUCAGAUGGUGGAUGGAUGACUCUCUAUGUAGACAACCACUGGAUUAGAUCAGAUGGUGGAUGGAUGACUCUCUAUGUAGACAAACACUGGAUGGAGACUGAUUACUCUUUUGCAUAUUUCAGUUUUUUUUAAUCACAAUUUUCACAAGCAUGUGGUGAAUUUUCAAAACUCUUAGUACAAAACUCCAAACUGGCAACACUUGUAACGCAGCAAGUCUUAUUUUCAAAACCUUUAAUUGUGCAUUCAUUUUGUUUGGAGACAUCUUUCACCACACAACCAUUGAUCCAAAAUAUAAAUGUACUGUGAAAUACCAUGAGAACAUUGAUUUAAUCACCAAAACAAAACAUGACUAUAUCUUCUCAAUUUAGUUGUUUUAACAACCAGUUAAUCCAAUAGCAAAAAAUGCAAGAUACAAUGUUUCAAAAUGUCCCUUUGAAUGUAGUACAGUACUGUAAAUUACAGAACAGUACACUGAUUUUACAUUAGGCUAUACACUUGCAAUACACACACACAUUUAGUGAAAAUCUAAUUUCCAUAAUUUCCCAUGUGUGAUCAAUGAAGACAUGUUUUACAAUCAUUGAUGCAAUUUUUUGGUGUUGUUGAUAUAAUUACAACAUUAGUGUACCGUAUUCAAAUUAAACAAAUGUAAUUAAACAAAUUAAAUUAAUGAAACAAACAUUACGUUUAGCAGGCACUAGUUUGCUUCAAAACUAUAUUGAGCAUUUGGCCAUAGGUUCUCAUCGACAUGGAGAUGUUUCCCCCACAUUGUCCAGGCACUUGAAUAAUGAGUAGUCAUUAUGUAUUGUAAUCAUGUAUUGUAUUUUACAGUAUUGUAUUGUAAUUAUGUAUUGUAGUGGUCCUGUGUGGUUCAGUUGGUAAGAGCAUGGCACUAGCAACAUUAGGGUUGUGUGUUCGAUUCCCACUGGGGUCACAUAGGAAAAUGUAUAGAAUAACUGUUGAAACUUGAUAAAAGUGUCUGCUAUGUAAAUGGCAAAGUUUACAGUAUUGGCCAAUGCAAUUUGAGUAAAGCAGUGUUAAAACCCUUUAGAUCCCAGUAACUUCAUUUUGGAUACAUGUUUACUGUAAAAGGGAUGCAUUUAUUACAUGCAGUACAUUUCUGUUCCUGUCAAUAUCAGAUGUUUUACUCUAAAGUAAAAUCUUAAUAGUCAUCAUCAUAAUAUUACAUUGCAGUAUAUAUAUCAUACUUUAUAUCUUUAUACUUUACAAACAUAAAUAUUAGUUCUGUAGGUCUUAAGAUAUGUAUAUAGUACACAAACCUGUUUAAAAUCUAUAGGUUUACCAAACGGUUAAGUGGUUAUAAUAUUUAAAAAAUGGAUUAAGUAAUAGUAAAUUGUAUUUUAACAAAUUAGAAGACAAUCAUAUCAAAAGUCAUUUGAGCAUUGCAUUUUGAAAAGCAAGUACUCUAUAUGCAAGUACUCUAUAUGAAACAUGUAUUUCUAGAUAAAACAAUGAUUAAGUUUUAUGAAAAAGUGACUGUAUGAUUUUGUGUGAUGUACUCAGUCAAUUGAAAAUGUGCUUAGAGUUUUGAAACAGCUGCCUUUUUUAUGAUCUGUUUUGAGUUUUGUACUAAGAGUUGCGAAAAUGUAGCAUAUACAGUGGGGAUAACAAGUAUUUGAUACACUGCAGAUUUUGCAGGUUUUCCUACUUACAAAGCAUGUAGAGGUCUGUAAUUUUUAUCAUAGGUACACUUCAACUGUGAGAGACGGAAUCUAAAACAAAAACAGAAAAUCACUUUGUAUGAUUAGCCCACCCAACUACCUCAUCCCCAUAUUGUUAUUUAUUUUGCUCUUUUGCACCCCAGUAUCUCUAUUUGCACAUAAUCUCUUGCACAUCUAGCAUUCCAGUGUUAAUACUAUUGUAAUUAUUUUGCACUAUAGCCUAUUUAUUGCCUUACCUCCAUAACUUGCUACAUUUGCACACACUGUAUAUAUAUUUUCUGUUGUAUUUUUGACUUUAUGUUUUUUACCCCAUAUGUAACUCUGUGUUGUUUUUAUUGCACUGCUUUGCUUUAUCUUGGCCAGGUCGCAGUUGUAAAUGAGAACCUGUUCUCAACUGGCUUACCUGGUUAAAUAAAGGUGAAAUAAAUAAAUAAAUAAAUAAAAAUAAAAAUAAAUUGAUGCCCCACGAGGUGAGAUCUUGCAUGGAGCCCCAGACCGAAGGUGAUUGACCGUCAUCUUGAACUUCUUGCAUUUUCUAAUAAUUGCGCCAACAGUUGUUGCCUUCUCACCAAGCUGCUUGCCUAUUGUCCUGUAGCCCAUCCCAGCCUUGUGCAGGUCUACAAUUUUAUCCCUGAUGUCCUUACACAGCUCUCUGGUCUUGGCCAUUGUGGAGAGGUUGGAGUCUGUUUGAUUGAGUGUGUGGACAGGUGUCUUUUAUACAGGUAACGAGUUCAAACAGGUGCAGUUAAUACAGGUAAUGAGUGGAGAACAGGAGGGCUUCUUAAAGAAAAAGGUCUGUGAGAGCCAGAAUUCUUACUGGUUGGUAGGUGAUCAAAUACUUCUGUCAUGCAAUAAAAUGCAAAUAAAUUCCUUAAAAAUCAUACAAUGUGAUUUUCUGUUUUUGUUUUAGAUUCAGUCUCUCACAGUUGAAGUGUACCUAUGAUAAAAAUUACAGACCUCUACAUGCUUUGUAAGUAGGAAAACCUGCAAAAUCGGCAGUGUAUCAAAUACUUGUUCUCCCCACUGUACUUGUGAAAAUUGCACUAAAGUGAUUGAAAACAACUAUAAUGAUGAACUGAGUGACCACAUUCACAGCCAUGCAUCAACUUCUCUACAUCCUGUUCUUGCUCAAACAAUUAACAACAUCUGACCUAUCAGAAUAUAGCAGAUUAGUUGCUAUUAGACCAUCCCAUUAAAUAAUAGUAAAGGGUCUGUUAUCCCCCCACCUUUGACCCUGUUCCUCCUUGUUAGCCAAAUAGCCAACUUUGCCUGAGCAAACAGAAAAUUCAACAACACACAUUUGGUAUUUUCCUUAUUUGAAUACCUGUACCCCAUUAUAAACAUCCCGACAGUAAACUCCACCCCCAACCUCUUACACAGACAUUCCAACAGAGACAUUAAUGGCAUUAACCUGGCGCACACAGAAAACACAUGAAUCACAGUUUCACUCAUGACACAGAAAGGACACCCCUGUCCGACUCCCGGGUCAAUCCGUGCCAACCAGCUGUUUGUGUCCAGGACUCCAUGUAGAACCCUCCACUGGAGGUCCCCUGACCUCUUUGGCACUGGGAGUUUGUACAGCCCCCUCCAUCUAAAACACACCAUACUCUCCGCCCCACAUACCCCCUUCCACUGAUGUGCCUUCACUCCUGUUAGGCUCCUAAUGUUCCUUACCUUAAUGCAGAGGUUGUAGAGGGCUUUACCUCCUACCCCCUCAAACUCCCCCAGGCUCGGAGUGUUAAAAUCUAACAAGUCCUCCAGACCCCCUUACCAGUCCCCAGUCUCUGCCGUCACCUGCAGUGGCGGAAACAUUGGUGGCCCCUCACCCUUUGGCCGCUCAAACACCCCCCUUACCGGCUCAGACAGUGCCUCCUGGACUUCCCCCAGGAAUCUCUCUAGCAGCCUAAGAGAUGUUAGUCCUGUUUGUUGUGCCAGGACUUCCGGGGUUUUCCACCCCUCCUCUCCCAGCAGUCGCAGGUCACCCAGCCUUAGUAAACCCACUGCCAUCAGUCGCCUCUGCAGGAUGGCCGACUGAACCGAUCUCAAAAGGAUGGCUGGGUUGUGGAAGAUAAGCUCCUCCCACACCCACAGCCCAGGCUCCACACCCCCUUCUCGUGUGGGUCUUAGCAGCUGCCGGGCCCUCAGCACCGCAGAGUAAAAAUCUGAGAGACCUGCUGUACUCAGCCUCAUAAGGAAUAGCUGCCGGUCCAACCCUAAUCCGCCAGCUCUCCUCAGCAGCGCACAUGCUGGUUCCCUCCAGCCGACAUCAGUAUGGUACAGCAGUCUCUGCGCCGCCUUUAGUCGGAAUGCAGACACCCUGCUCUCCAGUUCCACCAGGCCCUGUCCUCCUUCAUGUACGGACAUAUAGUGUUGUGGUCCUCUGUAGCUCAGCUGGUAGAGCACGGCGCUUGUAACGCCAAGGUAGUGGGUUCGAUCCCCGGGACCACCCAUACACAAAAAAAAUGUAUGCACGCAUGACUGUAAGUCGCUUUGGAUAAAAGCGUCUGCUAAAUGGCAUAUUAUUAUUAUAUUAUUAUAUACAACACUGCCGCCCUCAGGCAGUGAUGGCCCGACCAGAAAAAAUCUUGCGUUGCAGGUCUGCGAGCAGUUUAUGCCACAGGGAAGAUGCCACCAGGUUGAUGAUUAUCAGCACCCUCCCUCUUUAUGACACUUGGGACAGGAGCCACCUCCACUUGGCCAGUCUUGACACCACUGCCUGUGACAGCCCCUCCCAGUUCUUCCUGACCCACCUCUCCGAGCCCAGGUACACCCCCAAAAUGUUAAGCCCUUCACAAACCCCCUGGAAGCAGAGGGGGGGGGGCUAUCCCUCCAUGCCCCACAUAACAGAGCUUUGCUCUUGCCCCAGUUCACCUUAGCUGACGAAGCUCCCUUGUACACCUUCAGACUAGUCUCUAGUGCCUGCAUAUCCUGCCCAUCCCUGUGUCACGCCCUGACUCAGGGGACUCGUAUAUGUUGAGUCAGGGUGUGUAUCUUCUUUGUUGUGUAUAUUCUAUGUGGUGUAUCUAGUAUGUAUAGAUCUAUGUUGGCCGGUGUGGUUGCCAAUCAGAGGCAGCUGUCGCUCGUUGUCUCUGAUUGGGGAUCGUACUUAGGCAGCCGAUUGGCACUGUUUAGUUGUGGGAUCUUGUUCCGUGUAAGGUUUGUUGUGUGUUCAACCUUUGAACUUCACGUUUCGUUUCGUUUGUUGUUUUGUCAUGUGUUUAUAAGUUAAAUAAACAUGUACGCAUAUCACGCUGCGCCUUGGUCUGACCCGUCCUUGAACGAACGUGACAGAAGAUCCCACCAAACGAGGACCAAGCAGCGUGCCCAGGCAGAGCGAAUAGCCAUGUCACAGGUGGGCAAUUUGUGGUCAUGGGAAGAGAUAUUUUCUGGGAGAGGACCAUGGGCGAAGGUAGAUGCCCAGGCAGGAGAGGAGCAACGGCAACACAGAGGAGGCCGGUCGAGGAGGAAGCCAGAGAAGCAGCCCCAAUAAACAUUUUUUGGGGGGGCACACAGGGUGGUUGGCGGGGCCUAGUGUCAGCUCCCCGUACUCACGCGAGGAAGCGUGUGACUGGGCAGGCUUCGUGUUAUGCGGAGCUACGUACUGUGUCGCCAGUGUGCCGGCACAGUCCUGUUCGUCCUGUGCUUGCACCACGCACGUGCCGUGCGAAGAUGGGCAUCCAGCCAGGACGGGGUGUGCCGGUUCAACGCUCCUGGUCUCCAGUACGCCUCCUCGGUCCCGCAUAUCCUGCGCCGGUUCUACGAACUGUAUCGCCAGUGCGCGUGCACAGCCCAGUGCGUCCUGUGCUGAUGCCUCACACAUACUGUGCGGAAGUAGGCAUCCAGCCGGGACGGGUUGUGCCAACUCUCCGCUCCAGACCUCCAGUCCGCCUCCACAGUCCAACCCGGCCUGUUCCUGCUCCUCGCACCAAGCCAGUGGUGCGCGUCGCCAGUCCGGCCCGGCCUGUUCCUGCUCCUCGCACCAAGCCAGUGGCGCGCGUCGCCAGUCCGACCCGGCCUGUUCCUGCGCCUCGCACCAAGCCAGUGGUGCAUGGUCCCAGUCCGGCCCGGCCUGUUCCUGCUCCUCGCACCAAGCCAGUGGUGCGCGUCGCCAGUCCGGCCCGGCCUGUUCCUGCCCCUCGCACCAAGCCAGUGGUGCGCGUCGCCAGUCCGGCCCGGCCUGUUCCUGCUCCUCGCACCAAGCCAGUGGUGCGUGUCGCCAGUCCGGCCCGGCCCGUUCCUGUUCCUCGCACCAAGCCAGUGGUGCGUGUUCCCAGUCCGGUACAGCCCGUGCCUGCUCCCCGCACCAAGCCAGUGGUGCGCAUCGCCAGUCCGGCCCGGCCCGUUCCUGCUCCUCGCACCAAGCUAGUCCAGCUCCAGUCAGCGGCUCCAGUCCAGACCCAGACGUCAGCCCCUCUCCAGGUUCGAGGUCUCCCACACCAGGGUCCAGACAGGGCCUGGAGUAUCAUGGGAGGAAGGAGAGGGGAAGCAGCGCGCCGAGGUCCAGACCAGACCAGGGGCGCAACAGGAAGGCGGAGAGUAAGAGGUCGUCACGCCCGGAGCCGGAGCCGCCUCCGAGGCGGAAUGCCCACCCGGCCCCUACCCUGUUAGGUGAAGGUUGUGCGGUUGGAGUCCGCACCUUUGGGGGGGGGGGGGGGGGGGGUACUGUCACGCCCUGACUCAGGGGACUCGUAUAUGUUGAGUCAGGGUGUGUAUAUUCUUUGUUGUGUAUAUUCUAUGUGGUGUAUCUAGUAUGUAUAGAUCUAUGUUGGCCGGUGUGGUUCCCAAUCAGAGGCAGCUGUCGCUCGUUGUCUCUGAUUGGGGAUCAUACUUAGGCAGCCGAUUGGCACUGUUUAGAUGUGGGAUCUAAGGUUUGUUGUGUGUUCAACCUUUGGACUUCACGUUUCGUUUCGUUUGUUGUUUUGUCGUGUGUUUAUAAGUUAAAUAAACAUGUACGCAUAUCACGCUGCGCCUUGGUCUGACCCGUCCUUGAACGAAUGUGACACCCUGACCAUCACAGAAACCUAAUCUGCAUACGCCGACACUGCUAUGCCUGUCAACACACCCAUACCUGUCCAGCAGACACCCUGCAGUCUCCUGCGUAGCACGCCCAGAAAAGGCUCAAUAGCUAGUGUAUAUAACUGCCCCGAUAGAGGGCAUCCUUGUCUAAUGCCCCGACUCACCCAGACUGGCCUACUGAGCCCCCCUCCCACCUUGACCAUAAAUGACGACCAUACAACAUCUUCACACAUGCCAAAAACCUUUCCCCAAACCCAAUCACAGACAUUACAUUAAACAGAUACUCAUGGUCCACUCUAUCAAAAUCUUUAUCUUGAUCUAAAGAGUCCAACAUGUCCCUGAUUAAGAACAAGUUGUCCGUGAUUGAGCAUCCCGGUACACAAUAUGUCUGGUCCUUGUGUACUAUAGAGUUCAGAUGGGACUUCAGUCUGUUAGCGAGUACCUUGGCAAAUAUCUUGUAGACCGCACAGAACAAUGCCACAGGCCUCCAGUUCUUAAGUUCACACAAGUCCCCUUUUUUGGGCAGGAGAGUCAGAGUCGCCUACCCCAACGCACUAACUCAACAUGCAAAAGAAGUCCAGUCCAAUUAUUCCCCAGUUCUGCAAACAAAACCUGAGCACACAUAGGAUCACACAGUUCUGCCCUAUACAACUCAGUAUAAAACUCCACAGUCCGCUCCCGCAUCUCCCCCACCACAGAAGUCAACCGCUCAUCCGACAGCCGUAGACAAUGCAUACCCUUGGCUUCACCCCUCUGUCUUUCCAAACCAAAGAAGAAGGAGCUGGGAGCAUCCAUCUCCUUGAGCAUGGAGAACCUAGCUCUUACAAGUGCUCCCUUUGCUUUAGCCUGGAAAAAACUGCCCAGGUCCCUACGUAAUUCAGCUAAAUUAGCCUGGAGGCCUACAUUGCCUUGCCCCACCAGCUCUACCUCCAAUUAACUGAUACCACGCUCAAGUUCCCCCAAUAUUCUCCUAGCCUCUGAGGAUGAGAGAGCUGUAUACUGUUGACAGAAAAGCCGAAUUUGGACUUUUCCCACAUCCCACCAUUGACUCAGAGACUCAUACUCAUCUCUUCGCUGCCCCCACCUUUCCCAAAAAGUCUGGAAACCUGAGCAAAAAGUGGCAUUUUUUAAAAGCUUUACAUUAAACUUCCAAUAGGAUGCCUGCCGAGGCCCUGGUGAAAUAGACAGCCGAGCCAUGGUUAUGUGGUGAUCAGAAAAACCCACCGGGAGAAUGGUAGCGCCCAACAGCCUAUAGCUCUGAUUCCUAAACAUAAAACCUAUCGAGUCGGGCUGCACUCACCCUAGCCCCAAAGACAUUCACCCAUGUAUACUGUCUUGUGUUGGGAUGCUAGUUCUCCAAACAUCCACUAGGUCAAACUGAUUAAUGAUGUCCCUUAACACCCCCACUGAGCCUGAAUGAGGCUCCUCCCAUUUCUGUAUUUCGUAAAAUCCAUCAUACAGUUCCAGUCCACACCGACCACCAGCGUUUCCUCAGGCGCUACCUGUGAGAGUUCCUGUCUAAGACACCCAAACAGACGCCCCCUCUCUCCCCCUGUGUUAGGUGCAUACACAUUUAUAAGGACAAAACACCUGUUGUUAACUUAUGCUUUUACUACAAGCAGUCUACCCCUACACACCUCCUUUGAGGAGCACAUUUUUACGGCCAGACCCGGUGCAAAAAGGACUGCCACCCCUGCACUAACAUUUGUUCCAUGGCUCAGCACACUUGUCCCUUUCCACCAGAGCCCCCAAUCAACUUCAUUCACCACAUCACUAUGCGUCUCCUGCAGAAACAACACCUGUACUUUUUUUAGUUUUACAUAUUCACCCAACAGACUCCUCCAACAGACUCCUUUCCCGCAUCUCUGGCGCCAUUUAUAUUAAGCAAGCCUACCCGAAGAGUCUCCAUAGGAAUUGGGAGAAAAGCCAGCAAAGAAAGAGACCAAUAGCAAAGCUCAAAAAGCCCCAGUGCCAUAAAAAAAUUAUUCAUCUAAACAGCAUCUGAAGGUAGACCCUUACGCACGGUUUUGACCCACUUCCUCAACCUAAAACGUUUCCUGGGUGAGAGGACACCAUGCCCCUCAUUUUUCAUAGCGUGUUGUACUGAUCUUACAAACUUCCCCGGAUCUCAAAAAAAUAAAUCAAGAUUAACCUUUUUCCCUUUAGUCUCAUUCAAGAAACUUGACAGUUCCCUCACCGUGUACUUUGACCCCUUUGAUGGCUGGCUGUCAGCUCUGGACCCAUUGAGGAGGAGUCUGAAAAUAAAUCCUCCUCAUCUUCCUCUUCCUCAGACUCAAUUCCCUCCUCCUCAUCUCCAUCUCCCAUCCUUACCACCUGCCCUUUCUCUCUAGUCGUGGCCUCCCCCCAGCACCAGGCAUAGGUUCCUUGGUGCCUUUGACCACACCAGCCACCUCCUUUCUUUUCCCCCUUUUUCCUCUUCAGCUUGACACCCUCCUCCACCCCCCCACCCCCCAGUCGCUUCCCCUUUCCCACUAUACUCUCCUCAUCCACUAGCAUAACCUGACUAGGCCCAGCCUCAUCUACACCACCAUCCAUGACAUGACUAGACCCAGUCUCAGCUACACCACCAUCCAUGACAUGACUAGACCCAGUCUCAGCUACACCACCAUCCAUAACAUGACUAGACCCAGCCUCAGCUACACCACCAUCUAUAGCCUGACUAGACCCAGCCUCAUCUACACCACCAUCUCUAGCAUGACUAGACCCAGCCUCAUCUACACCACCAUCUCUAGCAUGACUAGACCCAGCUUCAUCUACACCAUCAUCUUUAGCAUGACUAGACCCAGCCUCAUCUACACCACCAUCUCUAGCAUGACUAGGCCCAGCCUCAUCUAAACCACCAUCCAUAGCAUGACUAGACCCAGCCUCAUCUAUACCACCAUCUAUAGCAUGACUAGGCCCAGCAUCUGCUGCCUGUGUCUCAUGGCCCCCUGCACAUUGACCUCGAUUUCCCCCACUGGCGCUUGUACCCUCACCUUGUCUACGGCCUUUAUGUGGGCAUGCCAAGCUCUUAUGCCCCAAAUCCCCACACUCAAAGUACCGUAGACUAUCUGUGCUGGCAAACCCUGCAUAGAGCCCCUCCCCAUGCCUCACUUUAAAAUGCACAUUUAACUGUUGCUCAUUGUUAAUCAGAAACAUGAACACUUGCCUCUGGAACGAAACAACAUGCCUGAAAACAUGCCGACAGUACCCAAAAACCGCUAGCAAACUUACCAAAACGACUCAGCUCUUUUCUGAUUUGAUCAUCCGUAAUAAAUGGAGGCAAAUUUCCAACUACCACCCUAGGCGAAGUGGUAGAAAGAGGAGAAAUUGGCACCAACACACCCCUUACAAAUAUUCCACUAGCAAUGAGCCUACCCACCAAAUUUGCUCUUUUCAUGAACACAACCACAGCUUUGUUCAUUCUGGAAGCGGAAUGUAUAAAUUCAGCUCUUACCUGUUCGCCGACCGCGAGCAGAACCUCCUCCACCUUAAUUCCAUUCUCAGGAACACACCUGAAUCCAUGCCGUAACGACAGCGUCUACUCCGCGCUAGGCUGCGAAGCCAUCAUGCAGACCACACUGUUCAAAACCCCAGGAAACUAAAACUCUGUCCUCUUCCUCCCUAACUUUGAAAAACAACCAGUGGGUACCACUAAUACAAACAGUGCAUUAACCCACCAACAUAAAAAUAAAAAAUGAAAGAAAAGACCAAGGAAAGAAUCAAGAAAAUAAGUUAGGACAGAGCCCUCCACACAAACUCUCAAACUCCAAAAAACUCCCAGCAUACACAGAGAGAGAGAGAGAGAGAGAGAGAGACAUGCAGGUCACAUCGGAGCAUUAAGACCCAAAAGUUCCUCUCCUGUCCUGGGAAACCAGCCAAUUGUAACAGCUCUGAAAAAAGGUGUUGAAGAUUUAAUGUACAUUAACUGGAGGAAGUGUAUAUUAAACACUGGCAUCUUAAAUAGGGCUCCCUAUUAACACUUCAAAACUGGAUUAUGAAUCACCAAUAACUAAGCACUGUAAUUUUGGGUGGGGAAUAUCAGUCAUCGUUGCCAUCAAAGGGUUUAUUAGGCCCAUAAGGAGAUGGAGGAGAGCAAUGUGGGUCUUGUCAUGGACGUUGUGUUAGGAUGUUGAGUUAGCGUGGCGCUAAGCGAGAGAGAGUCGCUAAUUAGAAUGGGACCUGCUUCAUUUGAGGGGAGAGGGAUCAGACGCGGUGAAGGUUGCUUACAAGGACAAUUAGUGGGUUGACUCUCCCUCCCUCCAUCUCUCUCCUUGCUCUGUACCUCUCUCUCUCGCUCUCUCUCUCUCCCCACUUCCUCUGGCAGGACAUGUAAUUGACUGGACUGCCCUAUCCAGUCACCUGGCUCUGCGAUUAUGAGCCAAUGACUGUUACCAUUAGAGCAGGGCGCCUGUAUGUGAUACCAGAUAGUUUAAGAGCCCAUGUCGUUGAAACACAGGAAAGCCCCCGAGGUGAGACAUAGUGCAUGCGCUCAUCUAACCAUUUUUAAUGUCUCUUGGGAAGUUUUGGGUACUGUUGUGGCUGACGGCAGGACUUUGAAGACUGGUCUGUUUCCCUGCAUUCCUGUGGAGCAACUCACUGUGGGACUUCCAGACACAAAACUACCCAGUUUACUCCCCCUCUUAUGUCAUUAUCGUUAUUUCACUCCCCCUAUUACUAUCAUUAUUUCACUCAUCUUAUACUGGAAGUAUCAGUGUCUGGCCCUGUAAUUGCAAUCAAGUCAUCACUUGAUCAUAAUGACCCGAUGACCAGAUUGCGUGCCUGCCUGCCUGUGUGUGUCUCUCUCUCCCUGUCACCAACCGCUGGCUGGCCAGACUGCAGUGCGGUGUUCCCAACCAGAGAGGAGUACCGCUUCUGUAAGCCUCAAUGAAAAGCAAAUGAAGGCAGAGGGACAGAGGCAGUGACAGGAGGCACAGUGCAAACACACACACACCCAGCUGUCUCACGCUUAUGUGUAUUUGAGUAUGUUAAUCAUUUCUGUAUCUGUUUGUGUGUCCUAUUUCCUCUGCAGGUGUACACACGUAGUUGCAAGUGUGUAUAGUCAUCUAUCCCUUUUAUAGUGGGCUAGGGGGAUAGAUAAAUGGUAUGCUCUGGCUCGUAGCCGUGUGUGCAGAACAGCUGGCAUCGCAUGUGGAGAGGAGAGGCAAACACUCCUUUCUUCCUAUUGUGUACAGUCAAACACACAUAUACACACACACACACAUACGCACACAUGCAUACACACACGUAUUCAGUCCAGGCAUUGCCUAAAUCGCACAGGCUCCCUCCUGUCUCUGAGCUGAAUGGGUAAUCUUUGGGCCUCUGCCAGACAUCUUGGAGACGUCUUUCUUUACCCAAGCUAAGCAGAUGAACACUGACAUUGACGGGCGCAACAAUCUCCACACCUGCAUGAUUGAAUGGGCUUCUCCAGCUGUAAUUAAGAAAGCACUUUGAGACUGAAUUCUAUUGGACAUUCAACGUCAUAGAAUCAAAGAAUUGUGUCAAAACUAAAUUAUAAUCCAGCAUUCCUUUACUCCUUUACCUGGGUAAUGCAAUACUACAUUUUUACUUGUUGACAUACUUUAUCACAUACUUUACUGUAUAUAGCCUACUUUACUGUUUUAGGGUUCAAACUGAAGUUAGGGUUCAAAUCGGAGUCAUCAGCGACAACAAGCAGCUGCUUGAAUUCCCUCAAGUGGGGGGGGGGGGGGCACAAGCAUUUUUGGGGGCGGGCCCGGCCCCCUAUGGCCCGCCCAUAGCGACGGGUGUGGGUAUAGACCAACCCUAUUUCAAUAAAUGUCAGAGCUCUGGAUUUAGACACUAAAGACCAUGUCAAUAGAGCCUAAUUCCACGUGAUGGCUUUAGCUAAACCCAUGUGAAACACAGAUGAAGGCAAGGGGAUCAGAGAGAACAGGCCAAUGUACAUCACAGCUCAGACAUUUCUUGGAUGGAUGGACAACAAGCUGAACGGAUCAGAGAUGCUAUUUUAGGUCGGUGGCUCAGAGACAGAAUGUGGGAUGGCGUGGGACUGGGAUAUUCUAAUGGGAAGGCUCUGGGAAGGCUCCGGAACACUAAGAACCCCACUAGGGACUGUUGUGACCUUCAGCCUGCAUGAUGCCCUGGCUUUCCACUGCACACACUGCAUCAACAAGUACUGUACACACUUCAAAUCAAAUCAAAUCAAAUUGUAUUGGCCACAUGCGCCGAAUACAACAGGUGCAGACAUUAUAGUGAAAUGCUUACUUACAGCCCUUAACCAACAGUGCAUUUAUUUUUAAUAAAAAAGUAAAAUAAAACAACAACAAAAAAGUGUUGAGAAAAAAAGAGCAGAAGUAAAAUAAAAUAACAGUAGGGAGGCUAUAUAUACAGGGGGGUACCGGUGCAGAGUCAAUGUGCGGGGGCACCGGCUAGUUGAGGUAGUUGAAGUAAUAUGUGGGUAGAGUUAAAGUGACUAUGCAUAAAUAAUUAACAGAGUAGCAGCAGCGUAAAAAGAUGGGGUGGGGGGGCAGUGCAAAUAGUCUGGGUAGUCAUGAUUAGCUGUACAGGAGUCUUAUGGCUUGGGGGUAGAAGCUGUUGAGAAGUCUUUUGGACCUAGACUUGGCACUCCGGUACCGCUUGCCGUGCGGUAGCAGAGAGAACAGUCUAUGACUAGGGUGGCUGGAGUCUUUGACAAUUUUGAGGGCCUUCCUCUGACACCGCCUGGUAUAGAGGUCCUGGAUGGCAGGAAGCUUGGCCCCAGGGAUGUACUGGGCCGUACGCACUACCCUCUGUAGUGCCUUGCGGUCGGAGGCCAAGCAGUUGCCAUACCAGGUGGUGAUGCAACCAGUCAGGAUGCUCUCGAUGGUGCAGCUGUAGAAUUUUUUGAGGAUCUGAGGACCCAUGCCAAAUCUUUUCAGUCUCCUGAGGGGGAAUAGGCUUUGUCGUGCCCUCUUCACGACUGUCUUGGUGUGUUUGGACCAUGAUAAUUUGUUGGUGAUGUGGACACCAAGGCACUUGAAGCUCUCUACCUGUUCCACUCCAGCCCCGUCGAUGAGAAUGGGGGUGUGCUCUGUCCUCUUUUUUUUCCUGUAGUCCACAAUCAUCUCCUUUGUCUUGGUCACGUUGAAGGAGAGGUUGUUAUCCUGGCACCACAUGGCCAGGUCUCUGACCUCCUCCAUAUAGGCUGUCUCAUCGUUGUCGGUGAUCAUGCCUACCACUGAUGUCGUCGGCAAACUUAAUGAUGGUGUUGAAGUCGUGCCUGGCCAUGCAGUCAUGGGUGAACAGGGAGUACAGGAGGGGACUGAGCACGCACCCCUGAGGGGCCCCCGUGUUGAGGAUCAGUGUGGCAGAUGUGUUGUUACCUACCCUUACGACCUGGGGGCGGCCCGUCAGGAAGUCCAGGAUCCAGUUGCAGAGGGAGGUGUUUAGUCCCAGGAUCCUUAGCUUAGUGAUGAGCUUUGAGGGCACUAUGGUGUUGAAUACUGAGCUGUAGUCAAUGAAUAGCAUUCUCACGUAGGUGUUCCUCUUGUCCAGGUGGGAAAGGGCAGUGUGGAGUGCAAUAGAGAUUGCAUCAUCUGUGGAUCUGUUGGGGCGGUAUGCAAAUUGGAGUGGGUCUAGGGUUUCUGGGAUAAUGGUGUUGAUGUGAGCCAUGACCAGCCUUUCAAAGCACUUCAUGGCUACAGACGUCAGUGCUACGGGUCGGUAGUCAUUUAGGCAGGUUAUCUUAGUGUCCUUGGGCACGGGGACUAUGGUGGUCUGCUUGAAACAUGUUGGUAUUACAGACUCAGUCAGGGACAUGUUGAAAAUGUCAGUGAAGACACUUGCCAGUUGGUCAGCACAUGCUCGGAGUACACGUCCUGGUAAUCCGUCUGACCCUGUGGCCUUGUGAAUGUUGACCUGCUUAAAAGUCUUACUCACAUCGGCUACGGAGAGCGUGAUCACAUAGUCAUCCGGAACAGCUGGUGCUCUCAUGCAUGCUUCAGUGUUGCUUGCCUCGAAGCGAGCAUAGAAGUGGUUUAGCUCGUCUGGUAGGCUUGUGUCACUGGGCAGCUUGCGGCUGUGCUUCCCUUUGUAGUCUGUAAUAGUUUUCAAGCCCUGCCACAUCCGACGAGCGUCAGAGCCGGUGUAGUACGAUUCAAUCUUAGUCCUGUAUUGACUCUUUGCCUGUUUGAUGGUUCGUCGGAGGGCAUAGCGGGAUUUCUUAUAAGCGUCCGGGUUAGAGUCCCGCUCCUUGAAAGCGCCAGCUCUACCCUUUAGCUCAGUGCGGAUGUUUUCUGUAAUCCAUGGCUUCUGGUUGGGGUAUGUACGUACGGUCACUGUGGGGACGACAUCAUCGAUGCACUUAUUGAUGAAGCCAGUGACUGAUGUGGUGUACUCCUCAAUGCUAUCUGAAGAAUUCCGGAACAUGUUCCAGUCUGUGCUAGCAAAACAGUCCUGUAGCUUAGCAUCUGCGUCAUCUGACCACUUUUGUAUUAACCGAAUCACUGGUGCUUCCUGCUUUAGUUUAUGCUUAUAAGCAGGAAUCAGGAGGAUAGAGUUAUGGUCAGAUUUGCCAAAUGGAGGGCGAGGGAGAGCUUUGUAUGCGUCUCUGUGUGUGGAGUAAAGGUGGUCUAGGGUUGCACAUUUAACACGCUGGUAGAAAUUAGGUAGAAUGGAUUUAAGUUUCCCUGCAUUAAAGUCCCCGUCCACUAGGAGCGCUGCCUCUGGAUGAGCAUUUUCCUGUUGACUUAUGGCCUUAUACAGCUCAUUCAGUGCAAUCUUAAUGACAGCAUUGGUUUGUGGUGGUAAAUAGACAGCUAUGAAAAAUAUAGAUGAAAACUCUCUUGGUAAAUAGUGUGGUCUACAGCUUAUCAUAAGAUACUCUACCUCAGGCGAGCAAAACCUAGAGACUUCCUUAGUAUUUGAUUUUGUGCACCAGCUGUUGUUUACAAAUAUACACAGACCGCCACCCCUUGUCUUACCGGAGACAGCCGUUCUAUCCUGCCGAUGCUAGCUGUAUGUUGUCCAUGUCGUCGUUCAGUCACGACUCUGUGAAACAUAAGAUAUUAUAGUUUUUAAUGUCCCGUUGGUAGGAUAACCGUAAUCUUAGGUCAUCCAAUUUAUUCUCAAAUGAUUGAAGAUUGGCUAAUAGGAUUGAUGGGAGAGGCAGUUUACUCGCUCGCCGUCGGAUCCUUACAAGGCACCCCGACCUACGUCCACGAUAUCUCCGUCUCUUCCUCAUGCGAAUGACGGGGAUUUGGGCCUUGUCGGGUGUCUGUAGGAUAUCCUUCGCGGCCGCCUCGUUGAAGAAAAAAUCUUUGUCCAAUACGAGGUGAGUAAUCGCUGUCCUGAUAUCCAGAAGCUCUUUUUUGGUUAUAAGAGACGAUGGCAGAAACAUUAUGUACAAAAUAAAUUACAAAUAACGCAGAAAAACGCACAUAAUAGUACAAUUGGUUAGAGGGCUGUAAAUAAUGUAUGUCAACAUUUACACACGUCAUAGUGUAUGUAACAAGUGCACAUGUCAUAUAGGUUAACUCAAGUACACAUGCUAAACACACGCGUUUGAAUACCUUAACAAGUAAGUUAAGUGGGGUCCAUUGCUAGGCUGUUGAUCUAGGGUAACCCCUUUGUCAUUUUUUACCCAACCAUGGAAUGUUCAGAGUCAGAAUCUGUCAUUAUUUCCAUUUGUUUCAGCCUGUGUUUAAGAUGGAGGAGAUUGGAGGGGGGAGUCCUGCCCUCAGGGCAAUUAUCAACUUGAAUAAAGAACAUUGGGUUUUCUAUUACAGGAAAAUCUUUCUGACAUGACCUCUGUUUUAAAUAUUACUGUACAGAUCUCCUAGAGAUAUUUCAACUUUUUUUCUUAAAACAGGACCAGAAUAGAACUCAAAAUAAAACGGAAUAAAAUGUUAACAUAAUUCUAUAAGACACCACCAAAUCCAAUGGUCCAGAUCAGCAUCAUGUAAUAUAAACAUUAGACAGAAAUAAAAAUAUUAAAUAGAUAGACGUAGACCAACUCAACAGUGUUCGCUAAACUGUUCCAUUUAAUUAUGUUCAUAAACUCCAAUUCAAUAGCAGAGUUAUGCAACUAAACACAGAUCUGUUGUCAGACAACAUAGCAGCCAUAAGCUCUACAGUGUCCUGAUAAAGAUGCCUUCCAAAUGAACUGUACAUGGAUGCUCCAUUACUCUGCGCCCCAGAUCAUCCCUAAGUACUAAUAAAGCACAGCUCUAAUUAUAUCCCCACUUAAUUGAUUCUGUAGCUCGUCGGAGGCUCAUUUCAGGGGCUGGCCCUGUUGCUUGGCCUGUGACAGAGUCUGUGUCACGGUUUCGGCCGAGGCUGCUCCUCCUCCUUGUUCGGGCAGGUUUCGGCGGUCGUCGUCCCCGGAGUACUAGCUGCCACCGAUCUAUGUUUCAUGUUCGUUUGGUUUUGUCUUGAUGUUGUACACCUGUGUCUAGUUAGUCCUCAUUAGUGUCCUAUUUAGUUCUCGUUGUGUGUGUCAGGUGUUGUGUGUGAUUGCUCUUCUGUUUGGUGUUCUGAGCUACGUGUUUCCCUCCGUUGUUUUGGAGAGGUUUUCGCACAUGUUAGUGCGCCUAUUGUUUGACGCCUGUGUGCGCCUUUCUUCUCGCCUCCGGGCUUGUUUGCUCGUGUACUACGUGAAUAUUUCACUAAAGUCUUUUGGACUGAGUUUCUGCGUCCUGCGCUUGAUUCCUGCACCACACCCACCUUCAGCACCCCUGACAGUCUGGCCUACUGUAGCCAAAGCUCUGAGCUCUAUGGCAAUUAUAUUUAGUACAGCCAGAGACAAACAGGACCUGAAAACUCACCACUAUUAUACAAUAACAUUCAGACCAUGGCAGGGCAAUGCAGGGCAGGGCUUCAUUCCCCACCGCCACCUCUGUCCCUAAAGGGUAUACAAAGAGGCAAAAAUAGUGUAUUUUUAUUAUUAUCAUCAUAGCUUCUGAUAAAAUAUUUCUGCUAAAGUUAGAAGUUAUUUUGAGCAAGGAGGGGGUGGUCAGUGAGUGUGCUCCGUACAUCCUGGUUGCAGUAAAGAGGUGCCCGGCGUGUUCAGGACAGGUUGAUUUGUACACAGAGGCUAGAUGGAGAGAUAGGGACCUGGCCGCCACUGGAGCUGCAGUACAGUCAGUGGAGAGGGUGGUCAGUGGAAGGGGACACAGUUCUAGAGUCAGAGAGAGAGCUUCCUGCAGCAUCGGAAAUACCAGCCUUAAGAUCAGAGGCUUGACUCAGAUUACAGACACAGAAAUACACACACACAGACACACACACACACACACACAUCAACACACAUCAAUCAAAAAUGCACACAGUAAACACAAAUAUAAACAAAGCUCAUGAGAGUAAACACAUGACAUACCCUCCCUCACUCGCUCAUAACCACACGCACACACACUCCCCUGGGAGCGGGGCUGAAUUCUUCCUAGUCUGACGCCCUCCUCCUCUUGCUUGGGAAAAGGAAGUGUGUUCUUGUGUAAUCUUAGAAAACAGUGACCAGGGGCUAGCAGUUCAGCGGCUGCCAACCGCAGAGGUCAGGCCUAAGUGAGCCUCUCAGUUUUAUGGCCUAGCAAACAAAAGAGGACAGGGUAACUUUCACAUGCAGUAACUACACACACACACGGCUGUCCUUUUGUCCUUCUCACAGAAAACACUAGGACAUAAUGUAUGUCGCUUUGUAUUAAACCUACCCACAGUCCACAUGUCACUAGUGUUGCUUUAGAUCAGUCUCGGUGGAUGGAUCUAACUGUUUCCAAUACAGAGACUGGGCUAUUAGCAUUAAUCACAGUCAUUGUAAAUACUUCAGCGUUGUAAAUAAAAACCAGCCAGUAGAACAGACCGGAUGGCUGCUGGCCAGUCUGCCACAGCUGUUGGAGUGACAUCAUUUCAUCAACCCAAAUAUUCUAACGCUGAUGACAUCAUUUUUAGGAAUGAUGGCUUGGAGAAAGAUGCUAUUGGACCUCUGGAUGUGUGUCUUUGAUAUACAGUAUAGACCCAUGAUGGUUAUAGCCUGGUCAUUUUCAGCCAACCUGUCCAAGCUCAUAUCGUAAAGUGAGAAGAUGUGGAAUGAUCUUCUUUGUUGUAGUGUUCAGUGUGGUUUCUUUAGUUCCAGCCUGGUUCCAUGUCUCCAUAUGCCAAUUUCUCUGUGAUGUGCAUUUAUUGUAAGGCAAGCUGACUGUACAUAUAGCGUAUGUAGAAAAAUAUCUGCUUUGUCAAGGUGCUACUUGACUUCAGUAGGAUCAGACUGUCGUCAUGGUUACGUUUGAUUUGAUGGGAGAGAGAGAGAGAGAGAGACUUAAAUAUCAGAAGCAGCGAUCCUUUCAUCCUUGUUGAUCACUAUCACUUCAGUAUGUGGGAGUUGUGGUCCUCAGGAAGAAAGCCCAGAAGUCAUAAUAUCUCUUACAUAACAGCAAGCUUCGAACAUUGACAGAAUUCAAACUAUUCAACAUCAGCAAAUAUGUUUAAUAUAGUGUAUUAGGUAUAGAAUUUUUUUUAAAUUGUGAUGGGAGGAGGGCUGCAGUGCACACCCCCAAUCAUGUAUUAUGAAUGGUAUUUCCAUGCUAUUACUUUAUUAGGUAACACUUUACUUGACACCCAGUGUGAUAACACGUUAUGACACUGUCAUAAUAUGUCAUAACAGCUGACAUAACUUGUCAUAACCUGUCAUAAUAUGGUCAUAACACUGUCAUGACCCAUAUAUUUACACCUGUUGUGACAUAUAUUGGGUUAUUUUAUGGCUGAUUAUGACACCUACAAAAGAGUGUCAAAACCAACAUUUAUUCAAAUAAUUUGUUCCCUACGAAGAAGUUUACUUUCAUUUGAAAGUUUGUCUCUUAAAUCCUUUGUUUUUGAUGUAAUUAAUUAUUUCCAGUCAAGCAUUAUGACCAUCCUGUGUCACUUUACUUGGACUAAGAAAAUACACUUUAUGACACUGCCAGGAAGCAUUGUGACCAUCAUAAUCAUAUAAGCCAGAUAGUCCUAUCACGUACAUGCCCUUAUAUCAGUCAUCAGUCAAAAGAGGGUGUCUUGUCCUGCUCCUGAAAUCUGUUCCUGCAUUCAUCCCAGUCAUCAGCAACAGAGCAUUGGAGUAGGUGCAUGUCUGACAUCAAUGUGUGCGCAAUUACAGUGAUAAUUUAACAUGGUCAAUGUUAUAUCAAAAUGUUACAUAACAUAAACAUACUGUUGACAGGUAGGCUAUGGUGUAAUGGAAUGUUUUACCUUCUGUGGUAGGUUUUGUGGGUUUUGACACUUAUGUAGGUGUCAUAACCAGCCAUAAAAUAACCCAAUAUGUCACAACAGGUGUAAAUAUAUGUGUCAUGACAGUGUUAUGACCAUAUUAUGACAGGUUAUAACAAGUAAUGUCAGCUGUUAUUACAUAUUAUGACAUAAUAAUAAUAAUAAGCCAUUUAGCAGACGCUUUUAUCCAAAGCGACUUACAGUCAUGUGUGCAUACAUUUUUACGUAUGGGUGGUCCCGGGGAUCGAACCCACUACCCUGGCGUUACAAGCGCCAUGCUCUACCAAUUGAGCUACAGACGUGUUAUGACGCUGGGUGUCAAGUAAAGUGUUACCCUUUAUUACAUAGACACAAAGCAGAAGCGGUUUCACAUUCUAGAGGGAAAAAAACUAAACUUAAGUCUGCAUUGUGAUAGUCUAUGACACAUAGUCGCUUUAAGAUAUUUGGGGGUGGGGGUGCUGCGAUGUUUUUAGCCGAUGGCUAUAUCGAUCCGCUAAUACAGGACUAUUCCCGUGGCUAUGCUAUGACAUCAUGCACAUAAGCCAGAGUCUUGGGCUAGGGACGGGUCAUCCAAGAAAAACAUUUAAUUCCCAUUAACAGCCAAGAAUGCCUAUCUCCUGGUUUUUUUAUAAACCAGAGCUAAGCGGUCCAGGAAGGUUGCUAAGGGGAUCAUGGGUCCUGUAUCUUCGCUCUUGUGUGAAAGUCAUUAGUUGUUUACAUUUCUUUCCAUCUUUCGUUCAACUGUGAAUUAAUGCAGCGAAGCGGUGGACCUCUCCAGGGGUUUUCACAUUAAAAAGAUUCUAAUCAAACACCUACGCUGUAAAUGGAACCUAUUACCACUAAUGACUUACCUAGGAAUGAAUCCUGAUGAAGCCUUGGAGUGGAGAACUAUUAGCACCGCAGGUUUCUGUCAUCAUCCAUGGUGCUUUAAGGGUCAUCAUUAGUGUUAUUAUUGUUCCAUUGCUGCUUUGAAACAAUGGCCGCCUUUUACAAGAUGAUGUGAUAGGGUCUUCAGGAGAGGGUCGGACCACAUGGUGUUUGUUGGUGUUUUAGAGAUAGGUACCAUAGGGGAAUAAUUAGACUUUCAAGGUACAUUUAUUGUAAAUGUCUGAAUGUGUUCCUGAGUGAGCUCUAAUGACAAAAAUGUGUUGAUUGUUUUUGUAGUAGUAUCAGUAAAGAUAGUGUCAAUAUUAAUCAUUUUGUCAAGGAAAGUGAGAACAUGAAUGUGUGGCAUCUGGAUAUUGGAGGGAAUAGUAUAAAGCACACACAUUGUUCUGUAUUACAUAAAAAUACAUGCUCAUUAUGUAGCCUGUGGGGAGGGAAGUUCACCAUGUUCUUGGUUGAGGCCUAACUGUCUUAGAGAGUUUCCUUGUUUAUUUUGAUGGGCUGAUAAAUGUCUGCUACAACUAAUUUUAACUAUCAAGUUUGACUACAUAGGGAAAAUAUGCCCUCAUGACCGGAGUCUGAGGUUUGGAAAUCUCUGUCUGGUCACUCCAUAGACAUUAAAACCAGGGUCACUCUAGUCUAGUACCUUCAGGCAACGUCAUGGGAUCAACCACACUCUCUUAAGGGGGAGGGGAUACUUUAGCUCAUUUAAAGUUAAUAUUUUACAUCAGAUGUUACAUUUCUACUAGUUGUCACAGUGUGUUAAAUACUUUAUGAAUACCAUGGCAUGCUUUCAAAGUCAACAGCCUUGGUCAUCCAUGAUAUAAUUUUGGAAACCUCCCCUCUGGGGUGAGUGUUAAGUGCAGUUGGUAUGGUCCAGGCAGGAGAGGGAAAGUGGAAACGCUUUACUGAUUUCACUAUGAUGCCCUAAAUGACCAAGAGAACUGGACUUGUCUUCAAUAUUUGAUUUGGAUUGGAUUUGUAUAAUUUGUAUGUAUUUUAUGAGUUAAAUAUCUGACAACAUUACAGCACCAUGUUGAUUACAAGUAAGUAACAACUUUUAUUCUGUUUACUUCAGUACUACUAUAACAAAUUCAAGGACAGUGACAAAUAUCAACUUAGAUGUAUUAACAUAUUCAGAGAGCCAGUAACCUGAUAGGAUGUCAGCUGUGAGGUUCAUGAGGCUGAUGCUCAAGAUGAGGUGAGGAGUUCAGAUGAUGUGAGGUGUUAUGCAACACCACAUGAGCAUCAGUCCUCUAGUCUAAUACAUAUGGUAGCCUAUAUAAUUUUGCAACAGGCUUUUAAAAUAUACUUAUUUAACUGUAAAUGAAACAUUUAGACUAUGUUUUCGCAUAGAUUUAAAAGUUAUGUUUUUGUUUACUCUAAAAUUAAGAAAAUGUAUACUAUAAAGAACGUCCACAUAAAAUAUUCAAAUGACAUCUUAAGAAUGUAGGCCUACAGAGUACAAAUUGAAUAUUUUAUGUCUGUCCUGAAGGUUUGAAUGUUAUGUGGGAGAGUGUUUUAUUGUAUUCUUCAUGCAGGUGCCUGUAAAUUGUUUAAAUUAAUGUCAGUGAAAAUGUUAGAGUAUGUAAUAUAAUGGAUUUCUUGCCUACUCCAUACAUCUUCAUAGCGCUUAGGCUGCAAAAUUAGUAGCUACAGAUUGUACGCCAUAUAAUGUGAUAUAACCAAAGAUUUUUGGUGUCCAUUACUGAGCGUUACAGGAAAGCCCCAUACACACCACCGCCAUAGAUUUUUCAACUAACCUGCUCUUGGCAUUACUUUCUUUGUUGUCGAUUCUGUGAAAAAAUUGAAAUGUCAGUUGCUGGUGGUUCUACAAAAACCAGCGAAAACUCAGAAAUAAAUUAAAUCCAUGUUCCUCGCCAUCUUAGCUGCCGCACAUCUAGCAUUUCCCAGCAUUUUAGCAGGAACUAGUUGUUUCUAUACAAUGCGGCCGUGGCCAUGUAUAGAAGUAGAUGACAGAGCGUCACACAGUGUUACCAAAACAUGUAUUUAAUAUCUUUCUGAAUUUUCUAUGGUUAUUUUAGAACCACCUGCAUGUGGUGAGUGAUUUGAAGGAGUCAGGCGCAGGAGGGCAAAUCACUGUGACGAGUACUGAGGAUACGAAGAGGUAGGACGCAGAUGCAGGAAUCAACAAUGUAAAGGUUUACUUAACACUGGGCGAGAGAACAACAAAGAGCGAGUACACGACAUGACACUAACAAUCACACACAACACAACACUGAACAGUUCAGGACUAUAUAGGGGUGGUGAUGAGAUGAUGAGGUGCAGGUGCGCUGGAGGUGAAUGGGUUUCCAUUCCGGUGUUGCCGAGGUGGUGCGCUCAGACCGGUGGUUCAGUAGACCGGCGAAUCAGAGCGCCGGAGGGGAGCAACGGGAGGAGACGUGACAAUCACAGAAUAAAAGGUUUAUUCCGAAACACAGUAGUACGCAGCAAUGCGUCAAACACUCCAGUGUGGAAAACAGGCGCACUGGAAAACAAUGAAGCACACGGGUGAAAAUAACCCGGCGAUACAAAAUACAAAGACCUCCACCGAGCUAAUCGAACCUCCACAGUAAACAAUCACACACAAAGACAAGGGGGCAGAGGGAACACUUAUACAGGUACUGAUGAGGGGAUAUGAACCAGGUGUGUGUAAUAAACAAGACAAAACCAAUGGAAUGAUGAGAUGAGGAGCGGCAGUGGCUAGAAGGCCGGUGACAACGAACGCCGAAGCCUGCCCGAACAAGGAGAGGAGGCAGCUUCGGAGGACAUCAUGACAGUACCCCCCCCCCCCCCCCCCCCCCUUGACGCGCAGCUCCAGCAGCGCGCCGACACCGGCCUUGGGGACGGCCGAGAGGAUUCGGAGCAGGGCGAGACAGAUGGCGACGGUGGAAAUCCCGCAACAGGGAGGAUCGAGGAUAUCCCUCACCGGGACCCAGCACCACUCCUCCGGACCGUACCCCUCCCAAUCCACGAGGUACUGAAGGCCCCACACCCAAUGCCUCGAAUCCAGGAUGGAACAGACAGAGUAUGCCAGGGCCCCCUCAAUGUCCAGGGGGGGCGGAGGGACCUCCCGCACCUCAGACUCCUGGAGCGGACCAGCCACCACCAGCCUGAGGAGGGACAUAUGACCUCGUUUAUUCUCCUCAGGACUUUGAGCGGCCCCACAAACUGCGGGCUCAGCUUCCGGCAGGGCAGGCGGAGGGACAGAUUCCGGGUCGAAAGCCAGAUCUGAUCACCCGGUACAAAGACCGGGGCCUCACUGCGGAGGUGGUCAGCGUUAGCCUUCUGGCGUGGACGUGAGCAGCGUUCCACGUCUCCUCCGCACGCCGAAUCCAGUCAUCCACCGCAGGAGCUUCGGUCUGGCUCUGAUGCCAGUUCCACAACGACCAGGAUGGUUGUGUUACCCUGAGAGAGGGGAAGAUCAGUGAGAAAGUCAAUACACAGGUGGGACCAUGGCCGUUGUGGAACUGGUAAAGGCUGUAACUUACCCGCUGGGAGGUGCCUAGGUGCCUUGCUCUGGGCGCACACUGAGCAGGAGGAGACAUACACCCUCACGUCCUUAGCCAAGAUAGGCCACCAGUACUGCAGCUCAGCUGGGCACUGAGGUGGAGAUGGCUCUGUGUCCGCGUCCAUCGCCCAUACUACUGGCGCCACAAUGCAUGAGGCCGGGAGUAUGGGGGAGUUGUCUAUUGGCCUCUCCUCUGUGUCGUACAGCCGUGACAGUGCGUCUGCCUUUACGUUCUUCGUACCCAGGAUGUAAGACCGUGUAAAAUCAAACCGAAUGAAGAAUAAGGCCCACCUGGCCUGGUGAGGGUUCAGCCUCCUCGCUGCCUGGAUGUACUCCAGGUUAUGGUGGUCCGUCCAGAUGAGGAAAGGGUGUUUCGCCCCCUCGAGCCAGUGCCUCCACACGGUCAGGGCUCUGAUAACAGCCAACAACUCCCGAUCACCAACGUCGUAGUUCUGCUCCACCGGGUUGAGCUUCUUGGAGAAGAAGGCACAGUGGCGGAGCUUGGGUGGCGUGCCCGAGCGUUGAGAUAGGACACCGCCUAUCCCUACCUCGGACGCAUCCACCUCCACUACGAACGGUAGUGAUGGAUCGGGAUGGGCCAGUACCGGGGCUGAGGUGAACAGAAGCCUCACGUUACUGAAGGCCCUGUCAGCCUUAGCAGACCAGCGGAGCCGGGACGGCCCACCCUUCAACAGAGAUGUGAUGGGAGCUGCGACCUUGCCAAAUCCCCGGAUAAACCUCUGAUAGCAGUUGGCAGCGCCAAUAAAGCGUUGCACCUCCUUUACCGUGGUUGGAGUCGGCCAAUUACGCACGGCUGUAAUGUCCCGAAACACCUUGUUCACAAAGGACUGGAAGACGGAUGGAGCAUUCAUCAAACCGUACGGCAUCACCAGGUAUUCGUAAUGCCCCGUGGUUGUGCUGAAUACUGUCUUCCACUCGUCCCCCUCUGACACGCACCAGGUUGUACAUACUCCGGAGAUCUAAUUUUGUGAAGAAGCGUGCCCCAUGCAUUGACUUGAUUACCAAUGGAAUGAGGGGUAGAGGAUAACUAUAACGUAUUGUCCCCUUGUUCAGUGCUCGGUAAUCAAUGCACGGGCGCAGACCUCCUUUUUUCUUCUUCACAAAAAAUAAACUUGAGGAGGCGGGCAAAGUGGAGGGAUGUAUGAACCCCUGGCGCAGGGACUCGGAGACAUAUGUCUCCAUCGCCUCCGUUUCAGCCUGCGACAGGGGAGACACAUGACUCCUGGGAGGCACAGCAUCGACCAGGAGGUUUAUCGCACAAUCCCCCGACCGAUGAGGUGGUAAUUUGGUCGCCUGUGUUUUGGAAAAUGUGUGCGCCAAAUUGAGGUAUUCGGGGGAAUGCGCACGGUGGAGGUAGUGUCUGGACUUUCCACCGUGGUUGCACCAAUGGAAACAGCUAGACACCUACCCUGACACUCUCUCGACCACCCUGUGAGAACCCUCUGCAGCCAUGAAAAGGUUGGGUUGUGUAGUGCUAACCAGGGAAGACCCAGCACAACAGGAAAAUCGGGAGACUUUAAAAAUAAAAAUGUGACGUGCGUAACCAUCGUGACUGGUGCUGUAACUUUCCUAACGAAUCCUGACCCUAAUGGCCGACUGUCAAGUGCUUUGAUGGGCAGUGGAAGGGAUAGGGGUACCAAUGGAAUAACUAGACUAUGAGCAAAAACCUGUCCAUAAAGUUCCCAGCUGCGCCUGAAUCGACCUGCGCCUUACACUGGGAAACUACUGUGUAAUCAGGGAAGGUGACGUGUAUAGUGCAGUGCGCAGCAGAGGGCUCUGAACGAGUGUGGGUUUGCGCUACCUGGGGUGACGCGAGAGUGCCCUGCCUGCCGCCUCCUGACCCGGAAUAACCCUGACGACAGCGUGCAGCAGAAUGUCCUCUCCUGCCACAAGAGUGACACUGGAGCUGCCAUCCUCCGUUCUCCCGGAUCGCUGCACCACCCAGCUCCAUCGGAACUGAAUCCGGGUUGAAGGGAGUUGGAACGGGCAGGCCCCCUCCAGGACGUCCUCUUUCAGCGAGCAGGUUGUCCAACCGGAUGGCCAUGUCCACCAGCUUGUCUAAAGUCAACAUGGUAUCCCGGCAGGCUAGCUCCCUUCAGACGUCCUCUCGCAGGCUGCACCAGAAACGGUCGAUGAGGGCCUGCUCGUUCCACCCGGACCCAGCCGCUAGAGUAUGAAACUCCAGGGCAAAGUCCUGCGUGGUCCUCGUCCCCUGCCUCAGUUGGACCAGCCGCUCGCCCGCAUCUCUUCCUUCGGGCGGGUGGUCGAAGACUGCCCGGAAGAGGCGAGCAAACUCCCUGUAGUUGUCCAACGUGGCUCCCCCUUCACUCCAAACUGUGUUGGCCCACUCCAGGGCUUUCCCCGAGAGACAGGAGAUGAGGGCAGACAUCUUCUCCCGCUCUGAUGGAGCCGGGCUGAUGGUUGUGAAGUAGAGGUCCAGCUGCAGGAGGAAUCCCUGGCAGCGGGCAGCUGUCCCGUCCGUCUGGGUGCUGGGGUGUGGGUGGCUGGAUCCGGUUGCUCAGCUGGUCUCGAAGGAUUGGGUCCUCUCCUGUUCAGGCAUUGGACGGCCUGGAGAACCCGAUCCAUCGCUUCCUCCAAGCUGGCUAGCAUAUCAGAAUGCUCCCGGACCCGUGCCACGACUCCCGGCAAGUUCGCUUCUCCUGCUGACUCCAUGUUUGGGUGUGUGUUUCAGGCGCAGGAGGGCAAAUCACAGAAUAAAAGUUUUAUUCCGAAACACAGUAGUACGCAGCAAUGCGUCAAACACUCCAGUCCGGAAAACAGGCGCACUGGAAAAUAACGAUGCACACGGGUGAAAAUAACCCAUAGAUACAAAAUACAAAGAGCUCCACAGGGCUAAUUGAACCUCCACAAUAAACAAUCACACACAAAGACAAGGGGGCAGAGGGAACACUUAUACAGGUACUGAUGAGGGGAUAUGAACCAGGUGUGUGUAAUAAACAAGACAAAACCAAUGGAAUGAUGAGAUGAGGAGCGGCAGCAGCUAGAAGGCCGGUGACGACGAACGCUGAAGCCUUCCCGAACAAGGAGAGGAGGCAGCUUCGGAGGAAGUAUUGACACUGCAACUGAAAAAGGACAUUUCUAAGAUACUUUUUUCACUGAAUCGAGAAUGAAGAAAGUAUUGCCAAGAACAGGUUAGUUGAAAAAUCUAUGGCGGUGGUUUGUAUGGGGCUUUCCUGUAACGCCCACAUUAUCUAGCGUACAAUUUGUAGUUACAAAAUUAGAUGAAAUAGGAGAUAUGAUAGAAAACCAGCUACUUUGGAAUCAGACAUAAAAGGCUUAGCACCUCUGUUGCUUUUUUCCCAUGGUGUGGCUUCUUGUAAUUUGCAUAGUUCUACUUGACCAUUAGAUGCCUAGUAUUUCCACCCAGUCAACAUGAUUCAAAGUGAUGGAGAGCAGACCCAGACAUAAGUUGGGCUCAUUUGCAGAUGGUCCUCUGGAAAGGUUCAGUUGAGAUUUACCUUUUCAUUGUGGUGUCUAGUAUUUCUUAGAAUACUUUAUUCCACUAAUUAUAUUUUCUUUAUUCUGAGAGUAUUUACAGUUCUCUAACUUUAGCAGCGAAAAUCACUCUUUCCAUUGGCAUGAGUGGAUCACAUGGACUGUUGUUAGCAACCAGAAGCAACAGAGCACAGGCGAGCAGCAGGAACAAUUAUACCAACUUUGGCAUGGGAGUAACAUAAUGAGCUAAGCCUAGCCAGGGCUGGUGUAGAUGGAAUGAAUAGGUAGCACUGUGGAGAAUGAACAGCUGUGUGACUUUAACUUGACACUUGUUAAGGGGGAUUAGUUAUUGUGUGACAAUCACCAGGUGCCCUCUGAUUGCCAUGUUUUAUAUUAAAGUCAUUGUUAGUUUUUCCAUAUGAACUCAGAUUUUCUGACUGAGUGAUACUGUCAGUUUGUGUCAUACAGUACAUGAGAGAGCUAACUGGACACAAACAUGAAUGGGAAUGACCAACAGUUGGAUAUAACUGCUAAGUGAAUUUGUGAUUCAUCAAGCAUCUAUGGGCGAUUCCACGCCAGCAGGAGCGGAAAUUAUUUUUGGUAUAUCAGAUUGUUCCGGCAAUUCUCACAUAGAAACUUCAUUGGGAGGAAGGAUGUUUGACAUGCUUUUUACAUUUAUAUCACAAACCAUUGUUGAGAAAAUCACAAGGAAAGUGGCAAUUUUAGGUCCUUUUUAGACCGAUACAUGUCUUCUGUAAGACAUUAUGAUCUGUCAACCGUACAUGAUACAGACAACAUCAUGGUGUCAUUAUACUCCUUAUUGUGGGCUCUAACAUAUGGAGUAUGUCUAGAUUCUGACAUACACAUUUUCACAUUCAUUUAUUAAACACUAAACAUAUUAAUAUGAAUACCCUUUUUGAUUUUAUUCAUUUGGAACAAUAUACUCUAAAAGUGCAUCAAAUUUCCAGAGUGGGUCGUACAAUAUCAUACGAAUUAGAGGACGUAUAGUAUCAUACAUCUUACCCGGUUGUACAAUAUCACACGAAUUGGAUGAUGUAACCUAUCAAACAUCCUGGAGGACUUACAGUAUUAUACUAUUUUCUCUGAGACCAGGCUGCUUGUUGCGUCAUAACAAUAAAGGAGAAUUAAGACGAGAAUUUAUGUUGCUAGUUAGAACUAAUGACAAAGGUUCAGAGAAUUUACGUAAAAUAGCCAACGUCAGUCCAAUCUGUUCUGUUUUGUUAUUUUCUAUCUGUUCCAUGACUUAUGGUGUCUUCAGCAAAAAAGCUUCCGGUUUACAUUCAGAGGUCAAAUGUUGGUCAUACGUCAGAACAUAUACAGUGGGGGAAAAAAGUAUUUAGUCAGCCACCAAUUGUGCAAGUUCUCCCACUUAAAAAGAUGAGAGAGGCCUGUAAUUUUCAUCAUAGGUACACAUCAACUAUGACAGACAAAAUGAGAAUUUUUUUUCCAGAAAAUCACAUUGUAGGAUUUUUUAUGAAUUUAUUAGCAAAUUAUGGUGAAAAAUAAGUAUUUGGUCAAUAACAAAAGUUUCUCAACACUUUGUUAUAUACCCUUUGUUGGCAAUGACACAGGUCAAACGUUUUCUGUAAGUCUUCACAAGGUUUUCACACACUGUUGCUGGUAUUUUGGCCCAUUCCUCCAUGCAGAUCUCCUCUAGAGCAGUGAUGUUUUGGGGCUGUCGCUGGGCAACACAGACUUUCAACUCCCUCCAAAGAUUUUCUAUGGGGUUGAGAUCUGGAGACUGGCUAGGCCACUCCAGGACCUUGAAAUGCUUCUUACGAAGCCACUCCUUCGUUGCCCGGGCGGUGUGUUUGGGAUCAUUGUCAUGCUGAAAGACCCAGCCACGUUUCAUCUUCAAUGCCCUUGCUGAUGGAAGGAGGUUUUCACUCAAAAUCUCACGAUACAUGGCCCCAUUAAUUCUUUCCUUUACACGGAUCAGUCGUCCUGGUCCCUUUGCAGAAAAACAGCCCCAAAGCAUGAUGUCUCCACCCCCAUGCUUCACAGUAGGUAUGGUGUUCUUUGGAUGCAACUCACCAUUCUUUGUCCUCCAAACACGACGAGUUGAGUUUUUACCAAAAAGUUCUAUUUUGGUUUCAUCUGACCAUAUGACACUCUCCCAAUCCUCUUCUGGAUCAUCCAAAUGCACUCUAGCAAACUUCAGACGGGCCUGGACAUGUACUGGCUUAAGCAGGGGGACACGUCUGGCACUGCAGGAUUUGAGUCCCUGGCGGCGUAGUGUGUUACUGAUGGUAGGCUUUGUUACUUUGGUCCCAGCUCUCUGCAGGUCAUUCACUAGGUCCCCCCGUGUGGUUCUGGGAUUUUUGCUCACCGUUCUUGUGAUCAUUUUGACCCCACGGGGUGAGAUCUUGCGUGGAGCCCCAGAUCGAGGGAGAUUAUCAGUGGUCUUGUAUGUCUUCCAUUUCCUAAUAAUUGCUCCCACAGUUGAUUUCUUCAAACCAAGCUGCUUACCUAUUGCAGAUUCAGUCUUCCCAGCCUGGUGCAGGUCUACAAUUUUGUUUCUGGUGUCCUUUGACAGCUCUUUGGUCUUGGCCAUAGUGGAGUUUGGCGUGUGACUGUUUGAGGUUGUGGACAGGUGUCUUUUAUACUGAUAACAAGUUCAAACAGGUGCCAUUAAUACAGGUAACGAGUGGAGGACAGAGGAGCCUCUUAAAGAAGUUGUUACAGGUCUGUGAGAGCCAGAAAUCUUGCUUGUUUGUAGGUGACAAAAUACUUAUUUUCCACCAUAAUUUGCAAAUCAAUUCAUUAAAUAUCCUACAAUGUGAUUUUCUGGAUUAUUUUUUCUCAAUUUGUCUGUCAUAGUUGACGUGUACCUAUGAUGAAAAUUACAGGCCUCUCUCAUCUUUUUAAGUGGGAGAACUUGCACAAUUGGUGGCUGACUAAAUACUUUUUUCCCCCACUGUACAUACUGUACAUUCAUCUCUGACAUGGUUAAAAAUAUAACCAGACCACAUCAUCCCUAGCACUCAAAGUUACAGUUCUCAACUCAAGUUCAUAGACAUUUUAGGUUUUCAAAACACUUUUACGCCUCACUUGACACUUGCCAUCCCAGUUAAAAGCAGAGGUCUGCUGUGUUUGCAUUCCACUGAGACUGUCUCUGGAGGGACGUUUUGAAGAUCAGAACCAUGUAAACUGUCAGAGCAGAGAGAUGUUCUCAUACCACACAAUGGCUUCGAGAUGCUUUUCUCGUGUCUAUCAACUCAUACAGAGGCGUUGGGAUUCUGGAGAAAGACAGCUAGGCCUCUAGGCCUGGAGGGCCACAGAGUAGUAGCACUUUGUAAGGUGAUUCCAGGCGUUGAGUGACUGUGUGUGGUGUGUGUUGGGUGUGUGCUGGGAUGCCGCUCUGGGAGGCAGCGUGAAGGUUGAGUCAAGGCUGGCCUGAGGUGAAGACUCCUUAAUCACUAUACUGCUGCCGUUGCUAUCUGCAAACAUCACACACACACACACACACACACACACACACACACACACACACACACACACACACACACACAGCCCACCUGCAGAGAACGGAGCACCAUUAUCCCGUCCCUCUCAGACCCCUGAAACACGCUCCUCCGACUUACUGGCGCUGCGAGGGAGGGGUCUAAUCGAGAGCAUACAUCUCUUAUCGGAACCCAGAGCCCAAAAGCACAACUUCCUCCAAAGCGGCCUGAGGUAUUUGGAAAAGGAAGAGCCUUUCCCUGCUUGGCCUUAUUAAAAUUGGAGGGCUGAUACAAUCAUGGUUAUAUAACAGUCAUGCACAGCUCAUACAGUGGUGGAACGGUGACGAGUGCAUGCAUUGCAGUAGGCGCUGUGAAGUUCAUUGUUCAUUGUUUUUGGCGUAGAGGAGUUUACCACUCUUUGGGGCCAUCACUUAUACUGCAACUGGGUCCCCUGUCUCAGGCCUUUUUCAGCCCUGUGAUGUCAUUCUGACCGCUUGUUUGGGUGGCUAACAGUAUAGUUACAUCUCAGUGCAGGAUGUUAUGAAUAGGGAGGUAACAACAUUCCCACCAUAGGCUUCAUUUUACCUCCCUGACAGGCACAUUCAGAUACCCCUGGCUUUAGAGCCUCAGUCAAAGUUAUUUGAUACUAUGUGAUACUUCUGCAGGUACGGCUGAUCCCCUCGCAAAUGUCACCCCACCCCACCUCGUCCCCGUCCAACCCCCCACUGAGACAAGAACAGAAGUCAUCAUCCUCUAACACUAACAGUUAGUGAUCUGUCCUGGCUGUUGGUAUGAUGAACCCUGCUCCCAUCCAGCAGAGUUCUUAUUCCCUGCGUCAGAGGGGUCUUGUGAUGACUGUGAUGUUCGCAGUUCAUUUCCCCCCUGUUUACAUAUCUCAGCCAUCUGCUCUGUGUAGCUCAACCUCCAGCUGUCUUCCCCUGACCCCCACGGCCUGGGAAAAAGACACCUUAUUCCAAGAACUCUCUCUUGUUCUUUCUUUUUCGUUUUAUCUCUUUCUUUAUCGGUCUCUCUCUUGUUCUCUCUUUUAAUUUUCUCAUUCUCUCUCUCUGGGUUUCAUGGAAUGCCAGCGAGUUCAAAGAAAGAGUGCGCUUCUUUCCUUCUUUCCACCAUCUGUCGCUGACAAUGCUGUGUUAAUGUUGGGAGUUACCAGAUGGGUGGAACCUGAACAGAGGGGACAUGAAAUGCUGUGUGGGGCAGAAGGGACUUAAGCCACUUCUGACAAAUGCCUACCUGCCUUUUCUGUGUCUGACACGCAUAAACCACUGUUAGCCAAUAAGGAGUAAUUAGGCUGGCCUCUUCCAAAAAGCCACUAAAAUAUGGAAUCCGCAGUAGGGCAAAACAGCGCCACUGUCCGCCCCACGGCCGUUGUUAUUGUUUUGGUUUUGUUGAAAAGCAGAGGUGGAGAGCGCUCGGGGAGCGUCGCACAUCAAGGGGGAAAAAAAGCAGUACAUAUGCUGCUGUUCUAUUGUGCGUGCAAUGAUGUCGAGGGAAAAAAACAGUGCUUGUUGCUUGCAGUAACUUCUUUGUUGUUGUAUUAUCGCAAACGGACACGGCAGUUUCACCAUUAAGGAUUCCUGCUUUAAUUAAUACCCUCUCAGAGAUGAGAGAGCAACAUGAGAGUUGCUUCUAUUUUUGUCCACAAUAUUUUUGCGAAUGUGACUAAAGUGUAAAAUAGCUCGCUUAAUAUGCACAAAUACUGUAUUUGCCUUCUUAUUAAAAUGGGCCGACCAGAAAAUAAUUUUCAUUGAAUUUGAAUAUUGUUUUUGUUUGCAGAGAUCGAAGCGAAGGAGGCUUGCGAUUGGCUGAGAGCGGCCGGCUUCCCCCAGUACGUGCAAUUAUACAAAGGUAAAUAUCAAAUAUGAAUCCUCUCAAGCCAUCAAGCACAAUCUAUUACAGUACAAACCACAUCCACAUGUUUGCUCAUCCAUAGCAAACAGUGUCAUAUCCCACUUUCAUUUGCCUUGUUUGCCUCUCAGAUUGCAGGUUCCCCAUUGCUAUAGACUGGGUAAAGAGUGAUCACGGUUUUCUGGAUAAGGACGCGCUUGAUUCCCUCUGCAGGUGAGAAGCUAGACUUCCCAUCCACUCUCUCCUCACCAGUAUCUCCUCAUAGAGAGAGAGAGAGUGUGUGUGAGAGUGAGAAAAAUAGAAAGACAGAGAGAGAGAGAAAGUGAGAGUCGGUGUGUUUGGUAGUGGGUCCCAUGCUGCUGUGUUUGUUUAACCGCCAUGCUUCUCUGCUUCCAGGAGAUUAAGCACUUUAAACAAAUUUGUGGAGCUGAGGCUGGAGCUGGGCAGAUCAAAGAGACGGGUGAGUGAGAGUGAACGCCUUGGAACACCAACAUGGCAGCUCUGUCAGAGCUACAGCAGGAACCAGAGGAAAAGCUCCUCGUUAGCAUUUAUCACUUCGAUUUCCACUGAUAUCGAUGUCUGGAUAGAUAGCUCCACCAACCCUCAAAACUCCUCUAUCUUCAUUAGUCUCUGUUUGAGAAAGUGAGGCAAAAGCGGAAAGAAUUAGGGCGGAAACUCAUCUUGAAUUAAUAAUGUUGCAUAAUCAUUUUCUCAGUCUAGUUCUCUCAGAAUGUAGUUGUCUUUGUGAAAGAUAUCUCUGAAGAGUUACAGAAUGUCCAGAAAUAGAUGGCCCUGUUUUUUUGUUGCUACAUGGCUUCAUAUACAGCAUCUUGAUUGUCUGCUUGUGAUUCUCAGGGGGAGGGAUCAGAGGACGAGGUGCCCUGUGCCAUCAGCACCAAAUGGGCCUAUGAGAGGCAGACAAGGAGCUGGCGUCGCCUGGAGGGAAUGGGCUUCCUACAUUCACCGGAUAGCCAGGACAUGUCCCUGUGUUACGCCAAUGACCACCACGAGGUCUACUCCCUCCACAGCACCAGCAGCACCGAGAGCGAGGGCCGUGAGUGCCCCAAGACCACCACUGAUGACCAGGAGACCAGCAGGAGCUUGUCUCGCUGCUCCUCCAUCAACAAGAUCCCGUCCCUAGACACGUCAUUUAGCAGGCCCCCCUCCCCAGGGGGUGAGAUGCCCAGUUUCAGCAGCACUGAGGAGCGCUUCCUUGACAAGCCCCCCAGGAAGAAGGGUCCCAGUCUGCUGAGGAAGAUGGAGAAACUGCGUCUGAGGGGCACGUUCAACCUCCGCUCCCCCGCCCACAGUGGCCACAGCAGGGCCAGGCUGGUCAUCUCUGGCCCCGUGCUCCAGGAGAGUCUGGAUGUCGAGUACAGGCUGAGACGGCUUCAGUGUCUGGACAUCUCCACCCUGCAGGACAGGGAUAGGGAUAUGGACCGGCCGGACAGCCAGGCCUCCUCCUCGCCUUCCUCCCCCCACUCGGGCAGCAGCAGCCCCAGCCCUUCGGAGAGCAGCAGUACUGUCAGCACCCCCAGCCCCAUCACCAGAGUACGCAGCAACUACAAUCGAACCGUCAGGGUCCGAGAACAGAACCAAGUGGGACUCCACAGAGGCCCGGUCCGAGAGCACCAGGACUACAAGAACGACAGGAAUAACCACGAGAGCCUGGUCUUCCAGAUCCCUCAGGGGCACAAGCCAGGCACGUUCCCCACAGCCCUCACCCACAACAACAUCCUGUUGCCCAUAGACAACACCUCCGUCAACUGGAGGACUGGGAGUUUCCACGGGUACCGUGGGCGACGGAGCAGGGGGAGCGCAGGGGACAAAAACAAGAAUUCCGCCUGCUGCAGCUCCCUAGCCUCAUUGGACCACCGAGCCAGUAUCUAUGACAAUGUGCCAAUAGGUCAGGUGAUUGGCCAGGAGGUGGAGCAUCACGGGGAGGCGGAGACGGGGGAGAUCAGCGAAAACGAUGAGGUCUUCUCGGCGCUGGACAGUGUGAUGGAGCGUAUCAUCGGCCUGCAGCAGCUCGUCAACACCUGGACAGACAAACUUUCGGAGGACAGCGACUCAGACUCUAACCGCCGCUCCACACCCUCGCCCUGCCCCUUGUCCUCCUCCAAUCACAUCCACCUGGAGGUCAAGGAGGCAGAGGAGUUGGGGCCGGGAGCCAUGGAGCGUGAGGGUGAAGGGGAUGAGGAGAGCCUAGAGAAGGAGUUUGCGGAUGGAGAUGACCCUGAUGCACAGUCACCAACAUGCAGUAUCAGGUGAGAGCAAUGUCAGCUGGUCUGAGUACUCAUUAAGAAGUCUUUAUUACUCUAUCACCACAUUAACAUGGCUGCCAUUCUGUUGUCUGUUGUAUAUGUGUGCAGACGGAGCCAGCACCACUGGUCCAGCGAGCAGAGUCUUCCCUCAGUUGCCCCUAGCAGCUCAGGAGUCGAGGCCCAGCCUGUUUCUCAACUCCACCUUCUGCAGAAACUCUCCCUGCUUAAACUCACUGCUCUCAUGGACAAGUACUCCCCCUCCAGCAAGCAGGGCUGGAACUGGUAAGGAAUGGGAGGGGGAGAGGGAGAGGAAAGAUGGAAUGGUAUGGGGAAGGCUGUGGAGAAAGAAGGAGGGAGGGGAUGAGUGAGAAAAAUGAGGAGGAGGAGGGCGAUGAGGGGAGGAGGGAAAAGUGGGAGGGUGGUGGGGAAGGGGGGGGUAGGGGAAGAGGAGGAAGAUUGGAGGCAGCUUGUUUAGAGGUUAAUUUAUUAUUUAUGUUACGCUGCAACCUUGCUGUGCCUCUCACAAGACAAAACACAGGAUGCUUCAAGAGCUGUAACCCCCCCCCCCCGCUAGGUAAUAACCGCAUGUAGAUAUUGUUGACAAAGUAUAACCUUCGUCCUAGAUUCAUAGGGAUAUUAUAGACAGAUUCUCUUCAUUCCUUUUUGGUUAAGGUCUGUGGUGUACACUCCCAUCUGGCUCUUAGAGGGGUAACUUUUCUGGCAUUGGCCAGGCAUCUAUCUCUGUGAUUUAAAGGGAGCUUGGAUCCCAAACGAUUCUACUUUCUGGCAAAACAUCUGUUUACAUUUGUGAAAAGUGAAGUGCUUGCACAUCCCAAAGUUUCCCUGCGUUUUUAGUUUGAAAGAGGCAGGCAUGUGCUCACCAUCGGCUAGAAUAGGGUGAAGUGUCUACAGCGCAGGGUGAAGACCUAUAGCCUAUAGAGUACACUAAUGAAAGAUAUGGUGGAAUGUUAUCUCAAAGAUAGUGGCUAGGAACCUUUCCUCUCGGCGGUUAACGGCAGUGACCUCAAAUAGCGUUACAAAGGAAACACGUAAUGAGGGUGAGAUAGAAACACAUACUGGGAACCAUAGAGAUAGAGAGGACUCAUCUUUGUAUCUUACAUUUUAGUCAUUUAGCAGACGCUCUUAUCCAGAGCAACUUACAGUUAGUGAGUGCAUACAUUUUCAUACUGGCCCCCCGUGGGAAACGAACCCACAACCCUGGCAUUGCAAGCGCCAUGCUCUACCAACUGAGCUACAGUUAUAGCGUCUGUGACAGCAGAUGGUGGAAGCCCUCAAUGGCAACAUCCAUACUAAAACAGGUUAUAUCCAUGAUGAGUCCUCUAUCUAUUUCUAUGAUGGGAAGUCAACACAUCGCAAUCUGUUUUGUCAGAAUGAGAUAUUGCUUUUCAUUGUUUGUAGCUAUUUCCUCACCCAUGUUUCGAAAUCUGAUCUCCUAACCUUGGUUCCCCCACGGAUCAAUUAAUAAAGUGUUUGCCAUUAUUAAUUUGUGUAGCCAACUGGAGUAAAAGUGAUUGCUUAAACCGGCAAUCAGCAGUAGAAUCAAUAACAAAGCGACCUCCCCAGGCCUGUUUCGGUAAAAAGCUUAGGGAUGGGGCUGGAGAAAUGUAACCACUCUCGAAUUCCUAGACAGAGCUAUGGAUGCAAGGACUGGCAUUCCAUUAUAUCAAAAUUAUAGUUUUAACCAUGUUUUAAGACUAUAUAGUCUUAGUUUACUUUGUUUACUUUACUUUGUUGACAAACAUUGGAGUUAAACAAGUUUACAUGUUGGGUUAUAAUGGGGCAAGACAGUUGAACUAAGCUCAUGAGGCAUUUAUAAGUUAUAUUUUUCAACAAUCAACGGGUACAUAUAAUUAAUUUAUAAGUCAAAAAAUUGAUGUAGCAACUGCUGAUUGCCCCUUUAAGGAAAGAGGACAGGGUAAUUGACUUUUUGAGAGCAGAGUAAUUGGGCUAUUUGUUUUAACAAUCAUUGAGCUAACUACAAAUAAAUACUACUCCGCCCCAUCGCUUUCCAUUGAUCCUAGCUUCGUAUUCUGUACACUCCCUCCAUGAACAUUUCUCCAAUAGUCCAAACCCUUCCCCUGAAUGAACAUACACAAUACCUACAGGGAAGAGACAAAUAACCUACUCAGCCUCUCAUCGCUUUCCCAUUGAUCCUGAGCUUCAGUAUUCUGUACACUCCCUCCAGUGGAACAAGUUUCAUUCCAAACUAACGGUCCUGUUACUUCUGUGCCAAACACCUCCCCUUGACUUUCUCUAAUGACUCAAAUCUACAUGAGAUACUAGCAGGGAGAGAGACCACUCUCGAUCUAUCAUCUCUCUAUCUCGACUCUCUCGAUCUAGCUUCUCUCCUACUCUCGAUAGUCUAGUACGCAUCGAUCUAUCUCUCGAUCUAUCUCUUCUCUCUCUCUCUCUCCUCUCCCUCUCCUCUCUCUUCUUAUCGUCAUGCUCCCCCAUCUCUCUCUCUCUCUCUCUCUCCUCUAAAUCACGAGCAGAACACCAUUAAGCUAAUGAAAUGAGGUGGACACAGAAGCUAUGUUUUAAUUGAACAGCUGAAGACUAGAAUUGAAAUGCAGUCCGUAAUGGGAGAGAACACUAUCAAAGAGAAGCAUGCUGUAUGAACAAUUGUGAAUCUAAUUCCAGUAGACUUGAUUCAUUUCUGCAAUCAUACAUUUGAUUGGCUCUGAGGCUAGCUAUCUCAAGAUGCCUAAACUUGUUUUAUGGAAGAAUAAUGAGAGGAGGCUUUAAUUUGUCUUCAUGUUAUCUUCUUGGCUACACAGGCCGUUGGCACUCACUCGCUGGCUUAUGAAAACAAGCCAUUCAGCACUCGCUGGGCUUUAAAAGAAAUAUCCCGUCAGUUGUACACAAAGCCCUCUGCUAAGUACGUGUGUGUCUUGGUCAGAUCCCUAUGUAGGCUCCCACUGGGCACGGACGUGAGUUCAACGUCUAUUUUUUAUUUACAUUUGGUUGAGUUGUCAACUAACGUGAAUUCAACGUGAAAUCAACAACAACAAAAAAUCACCAUGACAUUGGAUUUAGGUUCAAAGUUGGGUGACAAAAAUACAAAAUUCCCUUACAUUGAUUACUUUUUGCUAAUCCAAUCAGUUUUCCACGUUGUUUCAACGUUAUUACAUAUAAUUUUGUUGUUGAGAUUACAUGGAAACAACAUUGAUUCAACCAGUUUUUGUCCAGUGGGUUCUUACAUAUUGUACAAACAUGCAGUGCACUGUUGUUUGAAGUAGAACAUAUCCAAAAGGAAUAAAAUACAAUGCAACAACUUAGUCAUACUUCUGUAGUUCCCUGUAGCUUAGUUGGUAGAGCAUGGCGCUUGCAACGCCAGGGUUGUGGGUUCGUUUCCCACGGGGGGCCAGUAUGAAAAUGUAUGUACUCACUAACUGUAAGUUGCUCUGGAUAAGAGUGUCUACUAAAAUGUAAAUGUAACAUUGCCCUAUCUUCGUUUAACUUUUAUACAGAAACCUCUAUCUUCAACAGCAACCCUUGAAGUCCAUCUUGAAUUGUUUGUCUCCCCACAGGACAUUCCCCAAGCCUCCGAGGAAGACCAAGGCCCCAGAGUUUAAGGGCAGCAGGGUGUUUGGUGUACCCCUCCUCCACAGUGUGCAGCAGACAGGGGAACCACUACCCCCCAGCAUCCUCAAGGCCAUCAUUUAUCUGAGGACAGAGUGUCUCGGUCAGGUACUGGACUCUUUAACCUCCUGUACCACCAGUUAAUACAGUACUGCUCAUGCAUUAUUAAAGCUAGAGUCCUUAAUUGAAACAAUAACAAAGCAGUUUUGGUAAAAAGCUGAGGGAUGGGUCUAGGGAAAUGUAACCACUCUCAAAUUCAAAGAGAGCAAGGGCUGACAAUCCAUGAUAUCAGAAUGAUAGUUUGAACCAUAUUUUGAGGCUGUGUGUGUUUAUAGUUAUAUUGUUUACAAACAUUGGAGUAAAACAAGCUCAUAUUUUGGGUUCUGAUGGGGUACGACAGUUGAACUAAGCUCAUGAGGCAUUUAUAACUCAUAUUCUUCAAGAAUCAAUAUAUCUGUCACGAAUGUCGGUGGAAUGCGGUAGGCCAGAGUCAAGCGCAGGACACAGAAUGAGAUGAAGAACCACUUUACUGAGUAGUAAAGAAAUACAAGGAAAAUCCUCCAAAACAACAAAGGAGGAGCAAAACCCGCUCACACUAAUGACACUCGUACAUACAAUAAACACGCACACCAAACAGUGGACGUGAACAGGUUAAAUAGGGAAGACAAACUAACAUAAUGGGGAACAGGUGUGCAACAACAGACAACAAUCAAGUGAACAUAGAAACAUAUAACAUAGAGCGGCAGCAGCUAGUACUCCGGUGACGACGAACGCCGAAGCCUGCCCGAGCCAGAAGGAAGGGCAGUCUCGGCAGAAUCUGUGACAAUAUCAUUAAUUUAUAAGUCCAAAAAUAUAUGUAAAAGCUAAGGAUUCUAGCUUUAAAGGAAUAUUUAGGGUUGGGCAUUAUAGGGACAGUUCACCCCAAUAUCACAGUUGGUUAGAUGUUUUCAUAUCUCAAAAUGGUCUAAAGUCAAGCUUACAGUCCCGAUUCCAUGGCAUCUACAGUGGGCUCUCUACAUAACAUAUGUCAUGGAAUAUGGACCACAGUUGACAAGGUACUUAGAUUCAUGGGGUGAACAGGUCUGGGCCAUCAGCUAUUCCUCUCCAACCUAUUAACAUCUGUGUCAUGCAUUGAUACUAUGGAGUACACAGCACCUGUGUUGAAUUACACCCCUGUGACACUUUGACCUACAGUAAAUUGGAGUCAUGGUUAGACACAGUGGAGGGUCCUAUAUUGAGAACAGAGACAGAUGAGCAUGAGGAAUGGGAGGUCAGCUUUAAUUUUUCUUCCAUGUUGAGAGUGGGUUAUGAGGUGCUUUAGGUGGAUCUCCUACCUACAGAGAUGAAUGGAGGUUAUCCUAGUUUGACAGGCCUUAGGAUAGCCUCCUAUAUGAGUCUGACCUGCCAUCCCGGUUUUAAACCCCCCAUUCCACACCACACGCACACGUGCACACGCAUGCACUCACGCACGCACACACUUGCACACACUAAACACACACUCCUAACCCACAAUCAUAACCCUCUCGUCCUCUCAGGUGGGUCUGUUUCGUAAGUCAGGGGUGAAGUCUCGUAUCCAGUACUUGCGUUACAUGGUGGAGGCGGACCCAGAGGCCGUGUCCUACGAGGGCCAAUCAGCGUUUGACGUGGCUGAUAUGGUGAAGCAGUACUUCAGAGACCUACCAGAACCUGUGAUCUCCAGCAAGCUCUGCGAGUCCUUCCUGCAUAUCUACCAAUGUACGAGGAUAGAACUUACAUCACUGCUUGGGCCAGUACAGUAAAGACUGGAAUGGCUAAACAUGCAAGAAAGGUUAAAAUGCUGGCUAAGUAGGCAGUUUGAAACCAGUUUUUGACAUUUUUAUAGUAUAAGCGCAAUGAGAGAGUCACAAAGCAAUUAUUUCUACAUACUUACAUGUCUCACUCCCACCUCCACAGACUUCCCCAAAGACCAGCAGUUCUGUGCGGCCCAGGCAGCCAUCUUCCUCCUGCCUGAUGAGAACCGUGAGGCCCUGCAGACACUCCUCCUCUUCCUCCGAGACGUGGUGUGCUGCGUGGACGAAAACCAGAUGACCCCCACCAACAUCGCCGUGUGCCUGGCCCCCUCCCUCUUCCACCUCAACACCCUGAAGAGAGAGGACAACACAGCCAGGUACGGAGCUCUGUCUCCUGGGGAGGAGGAGGACGUCAAGUUGCCCCUAGAAUCUAGUGUCUAGAUGCUGAUCUAAGCAGUUUGGGGAGUUUUAACCAUAGUGCUUGAGGUUAGGAUUGGGGGAGGGUCCUGGUCAAUGUAGCCAAGUGCAGUCCACUGCCUCCUGGGAGGAGUAGGACAAAGUUAACCCCUAGAUGCUGAUAUAAGAUCACUUUUGGGGUUUUCAACCGUAAUGGCUGAGGUUAGGAUUGGGGGAGUGUAAGAUGAUCCUGGCUCUGUGCGUAAGAGCAACUUCUAGACGAGCAGAGGUCUGGGGGUCUGGGUCCCACAUUCCUAAAGUGAUAACUCCCUCUUACAUUGUUGCAUAACAUUACUCCAGUGCGCCUUGCUUUGCAUUCAUCGCUACAACUGCAGGUUUUCAUUUCAGUCUGUUUGAAAUGGUGUUUGUUACUCCUUCUUCUUAUGCAGCAUCAGAUUCAUGUUAAAGUGUGGAGUUGGGUUCUUUGAGUUCCCAGAGAUUACAUCAAUUGUAGUAAUGUAGCCAAAGCCCUAUUUCCCUGUGCGAUAAUGAAUAGCUGUCGGAUGGGUUUAGUUUAAAGGCAGAGAGAGAGAGAGAGACUUAUGUAAUGCCUUAAUUUCUCUUAGAUAGAGGAGAUGUUAUAUAUUUAAUACUGUUCAGCUGGUUACUGCAAGAGAAAGAGAAGAGGGAGAGAGAGAGGGAAAGAGAGGGGAGAGAGGGAGAGAGAAAGAGACGGUCCAAGUGAGAAACAGGGAGAGACAUUUGCACCUGAUUCAAUUUUUCAAAACACAUCUGUCUAUGAACUUAGCUUUUGAGUCUGGUGCUCUCAUCAGCUUCACAAGACUGGUUGUUGAUCUGUAGUUGUUGGCGAAGAUAGACACACAAACACACACAGCUCAGCUGCACACACUCUGCUGACACCCGGUAUUCUGACAACAUGUCUAGAAGUUCCAACUUCACGUCGAAAAGUGGCGUGAUGGACCCAGUGAUGUCAUAUAGCACAGGCCUGAUUGUGUCUGAUGUAGCCGGUCAGAGACAUUAGACCUCUCCUCCUCUCCUCCUCAUUGUGCCAGGCCAGCCAGUUCAGGGGAGCCAGCGGGCUCAGCCAUUACCCCACAGGCUGUCAGAGCAGAGCACUGAUGGAAAUCAGAACACAACAUAAUAUACACUUUGUAUCUCCCAUCACUGGAAACAGAGUUCUGCCUUGAUACACAUGUCACACUCUCACAUUGGAAACAAUGACCAGAACAAAUAAACUCUACUCCAACUGACUGUUGUGUUGUGGCACAUUGUGCUCAAGGAUACAGUGACGUGUUAUUAAAUAUUUUGCUGCUUUGCUUUGCUACAUGUUUUUUUGGGGUUUGGAAGUCAAUACUGACGUUGCUUUUUACAUUGAAUAACAGUCAUUUUCCUCAGUUUCUGCUUGUAAGGGUCACAAAUAAACUGCAUACUAUGAGUCUAUGGGAGCCUAGCGUAGCAAUAGAAACUGUACCCCAUAAAUAUUCAACUCUGAUGUAAGGACAUUGCCUGUUUCUCUGACCUAGGUUGAGCCACAGGAAGUACAGCCUGGGUAGGCCUGACCAGAGGGACCUUAGUGAGAACCUGGCUGCCACUCAGGGCCUGGCCCACAUGGUGACUGAGUCCCUGCGCCUCUUCAAGGUACACACUACAGUAGUUAAAGCCUGUUCUAGCCACACUAAUGCACAUCACAUGUGCACAGCGUGUGGGUGUUACUGCCAAGACCCAGCAGAGCACACAUCCCUCUCUCAUAAGUGGACUCUCUCUGUGCAGUAGUAUGUACUGUACGUUACAAAAAGCAGACAGGCACUUUUCCAAUUGUUCAUAACCAUAACCCAUCUGCAGGGGAAAUUAAAUGAGGAGGCACUUCAUCUAUGUUAUUCAGUUCAGUCAGUUCAUUGUAUUGACUUGAUAAUACAGAAUAAGAAUAUCAGAAAAUAAGAACAUGAAUGCCAACAACAGGCUAUUAAUCACCAUAGCUUCGCUUAAUGCAAUAGUACAUCCAAUGGUCAAGAAGUCAUAUGUAGUCUCUUGUGACAGACGUUAACACGCAAUAUUUAGUUCUGGUUGUCGAGAUGAAGUCAUAUGUGGCACUAUUUGUGAAAACAUCAAGUUAACUCUUCCUCUCUCUUUCUCUGAUCCUUCCAGCUUCCAGAGUUCUGGCCGGGCCAGAGUGUGAGCAAACCCAGUGAGGAGGCUCUCUGGGUGGAUUGGGGUCGGAGUUCGCCCUCUCAGGGUGGGGAGGAGGAGCAGGAUGAGAGGGCCAGACUGGACCAGACCACCCAGCACCUGUUGAGAGAGGCCAGGGAGAAGAGUAGAGGCUGGGAGUCCUGCUCUGGACCAGACAACGUGGACCUGGUUUUUAAGAAGGUGUGUGAUGGAAUCUGAUGGAAUGAAUGAAUGGAUGAAAACGAAUGAAUGAAUGAAUUAAUUAAUUAAUUAAUAAAAGAAAAUGAAUGAACGAACAAAUUAACUAAAUUGUCAAAGAUGAAAAAUAACAUCUUAGUGUAAUAAAAGUAACUGCUUGGUUACAGUGACCCAUAAAAGUUUUUCUGACAGCAAACCACUACCAAAAACAACAACACCUAUAAAGAACAGCCCAGACUAAUGAAAGGUUCAUUAUGUAUGAGUCAACAUAAAAACAUUCUCCAGUGAGUCAGACACAUUAAGCACACUGAGAGCUUGAGCUGAGAUGUGUGUGUUGAGUAAGAGGGGUUAUCAGGUUCUCACACUGGGUCUCACCCCCUUGCCUCCCCCUCCCCUCCAUACCAGGUGGAUGACGGCUGGCCUCUGCGGUUGUGGAAGGGCUCUGUUGAGGUGGAUGCCCCACAGAAAGAGGCCCUCCAGCGGGUCCUGAGGGAGCAGGGUCUCUGGGAGAAGACCCUCAAACAAUCUGCAGUAGUCCAGACCCUGACCAAGGACACCGAGGUCUACCGCUACCUCCUGCAGGGCCUGGGACCCCGGCCGCCACAGGAGUACCUGCUGCUGAGGUAAUGAGGUGUUACCAGGGCGAUGCUGCGCGGCGCUGCACGACGCUGCAUGGGUCUUUAGGCAGGCUGCUGACUCUGCUGCUUAAGAGUAUAAGGGACAGAGGAGUCAGGGACAAACAGAGUUAAGCUUGGACUUGAACACUCUGGCUAAUGUUGUUUUGACAUGGUGCCUGUUGUUGUACUUGUGCUACAUUUUGGCAUCACAGUGAAUGAAAAAUGAAAAAGCUAGUUUAGUUCAGAGCGAGUUUAGUUACAUUAAAGUGUCAAAGUCAAAGAAUUGUUGACUGUUUACUCAAACAGCCAGUCAAAUGGUAGCUGAAUAUCUGAGGGCCUAUUUCUCACUCAGCUUGAUUCUAAAGUCUGUUUUUAAAUUGACCAGAAUAAUCUCCUACCAUUUCCCCAUGCAGGACCUGGCAGUCAGACCUGUCGGCUGGUCUUGCUUAUGUGUCGGCUGUGUCUACAGAGCACCGUGAGGCCCCCAUGGAGGGGGUGAGAGCCCACGUCCUCUCUUGUCUCUACCUGGUAGAACCCCUGGGGGCCAAGAGGUCCCGACUUACACACCUCUGUCGUACAGAUACAAGGUAGGAAAGACUGAGGGAGGGAGGGAGGGUAAGAGGGGAGGAGGAAGAGAGAGAAGGGAGGGGGUGAGAGAGAGAGAAUAUGAAAGAUUUGAGAGAAUGCACAGCCUUUAAAAAAUAUAUCCAGAGACAUGCUUAUUCUUUACCUUCAGUAAUGAGGUAUUCUCUGCAGUAUCUCAAGUGCAAUCACAGCCUCUCAAAAGAGACACACUCAAAUAGAGAGAAAAAUUAACAGAAAGAAGGGCCCGCUCGUGUACACAUGAUUUAGCUCUCGUCAAAGUUCCCUCUAGAUUUUCUGCUUCUUCCGUGAUGAAUUUAUUCCCUGCGUGGUUCUGCUGGGUUAUUCUGUAGAACCCCGCUGUUUCAGCUGAUUUAAUGAAACAAGCCAGGCAAUGGAAAACAGGUGUCUAGAAGCACAUACAGUGGGGGAAAAAAGUAUUUAGUCAGCCACCAAUUGUGCAAGUUCUCCCACUUAAAAAGAUGAGAGAGGCCUGUAAUUUUCAUCAUAGGUACACGUCAACUAUGACAGACAAAUUGAGAAAAAAAAAUCCAGAAAAUCACAUUGUAGGAUUUUUAAUGAAUUUAUUUGCAAAUUAUGGUGGAAAAUAAGUAUUUGGUCACCUACAAACAAGCAAGAUUUCUGGCUCUCACAGACCUGUAACUUCUUCUUUAAGAGGUUCCUCUGUCCUCCACUCGUUACCUGUAUUAAUGGCACCUGUUUGAACUUGUUAUCAGUAUAAAAGACACCUGUCCACAACCUCAAACAGUCACACUCCAAACUCCACUAUGGCCAAGACCAAAGAGCUGUCAAAGGACACCAGAAACAAAAUUGUAGACCUGCACCAGGCUGGGAAGACUGAAUCUGCAAUAGGUAAGCAGCUUGGUUUGAAGAAAUCAACUGUGGGAGCAAUUAUUAGGAAAUGGAAGACAUACAAGACCACUGAUAAUCUCCCUCGAUCUGGGGCUCCACGCAAGAUCUCACCCCGUGGGGUCAAAAUGAUCACAAGAACGGUGAGCAAAAAUCCCAGGACCUAGUGAAUGACCUGCAGAGAGCUGGGACCAAAGUAACAAAGCCUACCAUCAGUAACACACUACGCCGCCAGGGACUCAAAUCCUGCAGUGCCAGACGUGUCCCCCUGCUUAAGCCAGUACAUGUCCAGGCCCGUCUGAAGUUUGCUAGAGUGCAUUUGGAUGAUCCAGAAGAGGAUUGGGAGAAUGUCAAAUGGUCAGAUGAAACUUUUUGGUAAAAAUGCAACUCGUCGUGUUUGGAGGACAAAGAAUGCUGAGUUGCAUCCAAAGAACACCAUACCUACUGUGAAGCAUGGGGGUGGAAACAUCAUGCUUUGGGGCUGUUUUUCUGCAAAGGGACCAGGACGACUGAUCCGUGUAAAGGAAAGAAUGAAUGGGGCAUGUAUCGUGAGAUUUUGAGUGAAAACCUCCUUCCAUCAGCAAGGACAUUGAAGAUGAAACGUGGCUGGGUCUUUCAGCAUGACAAUGAUCCCAAACACACCGCCCGGGCAACGAAGGAGUGGCUUCGUAAGAAGCAUUUUAAGGUCCUGGAGUGGCCUAGCCAGUCUCCAGAUCUCAACCCCAUAGAAAAUCUUUGGAGGGAGUUGAAAGUCUGUGUUGCCCAGCGACAGCCCCAAAACAUCACUGCUCUAGAGGAGAUCUGCAUGGAGGAAUGGGCCAAAAUACCAGCAACAGUGUGUGAAAACCUUGUGAAGACUGACAGAAAACGUUUGACCUGUGUCAUUGCCAACAAAGGGUGUAUAACAAAGUAUUGAGAAACUUUUGUUAUUGACCAAAUACUUAUUUUCCACCAUAAUUUGCAAAUAAAUUCAUUAAAAAUCCUACAAUGUGAUUUUCUGGAUUUUGUUUUCUCAAUUUGUCUGUCAUAGUUGACGUGUACCUAUGAUGAAAAUUACAGGCCUCUCUCGUCUUUUUAAGUGGGAGAACUUGCACAAUUGGUGGCUGACUAAAUACUUUUUUCCCCCACUGUACACAGAGAGAGAGAGAGAGAGAGAGAGAGAGAGAGAGAGAGAGAGAAUAUGACAGAGGGAAGUAGAGGGAGUGUGUGUCUUAUACUGAAAUAUAUUGCACUGCACCAAUAGACCACUAUCAGUGGAAGUAGUUGACUACUCACUUAGCCACACUUUCAUCACACUAGGAGUUUCAGUAAGGCAGCAUAGUGAGAUUUGAAUGAGACGGUUUGCCAACAAGACAGAUUCACACGAUUAUGAUGAUUAUCUCUGCAGGUUUUUCUCACUUCAUUACAUCAGAACUGAGCAGCAAUGGAGAGAACAUCUCUGCCUCGUUCUACUCUCUUUAAAUACUAAUAGAAAAGAGCUUGGCAGGCCUAAAAUGUAGUGGGCUUAUUUGCAGUGCCAGUGCCAUUAGGUUAUUAUUCUUUCUUUUUUAUUGUCACAUACACCGGAUAGGUGCAGUAAAAUGUUUUCCUAUUAUCGAUAAUUAACUCACUGGUCUUCGGUCUGCUAAGCUUAAUAGCGAAGGCCAAUGAGACUGAUCCAAUCAGAUGAUAUAGAGGAAAUUGAAAGUGAAAUGGUCUGUCAGUGUGUCUUAUACAGCAAGGUUUGGUUGCGUUCCAGGCAGACUAUAUUGCAGUCAUGCUACAUGCAGCAAUGGUUGCUUGUCACAUGACUAGCUAUCCAUUAAUUUGUCCAGUGAUUUCUUUUUUUGAUAUUUAGAAAGACUGCCUUUAAAAUAGAUGUGUCAAUUGCAUGCUACGGUGCGUUUCCAUUUAGCUAUCUUGUGUCGAUAAAAACAGCUGCACGUAAUGACGUCCCACCAUAAAUAAAAAGGUUGAAGUGUUUCCAUUAUCCAUUUAGGCAAAUUGCACAUUAGGUCUAAUAAAUUGGUGACAGCCUGUGAAGCCUAUUCCCUCCCACCUAUCUGUUUCAUGUCUCAGGUAGCCCGCGAAAGCCAUCAUGGAUAGAAUGCAAUAAUUGACUAAUAUUUGCCAUAUUCUAAUCAUUCUUACGUGGCAACAUAUCGCCACAGUCUAUGCCAUGGUGAAACGUACAUUCCUGUAGAUCAGAAAUAAUAGGAUGGUGAAACUUGCCAGCCAAACAGAAAAGCAAAGUGAAACAAUUCAGGAAUUCUUCAAAGUCAGGACAAUCCUUGUCCUGCAAAGAAACAUAAUUUCUAUAGUUGAAUUUUUUUAUUUUGCAAGCAGUAGGCAUUUAGAAUUAAAUGUGGAGUGGAGCUUUCUAAUUACGUGAUGACAUCGUGCCCCGCGUACCUUCUAAAAUUAUUCGACAAUCAUCAUUUAUUCGAAAAACAGUUUCCAUCAUCAUUUGUCGCAAUAAAGAAAGUUAGACUAAAGAAAAAUCCACCCGUCUAACGGAUAAAAACGUUGUCGAUCUUUAGAACAUUUCUAGUGGUUAAAAGUAUUGGGCCAGUAACCGAAAGGUCACUGGUUCGAAUCCCCGAGCCGACUAGGUGCCUUAAGCAAGGCACUUAACCCUAAUUGCUUCUGUAAGUCGCUCUGGAUAAGAGCAUCUGCUAAAUGACUAAAAUGUAAAAUGUAUCUUAGAUCUGCCGUUUCCAUUACACAUGUCGCAAUGAUUUGUGACAUUGCUUUUUUUGAAUAAACGUGGGUCAAUGGAAACCUGCCGACUGACUAUGAUAUGGUUAGGUCUGGCAGGCAACUGCAAUGUAGUCUGCCUGAAAUGCGGCCUUUGUGCCUCUCUGACUGUGUCUUAUCUGAACCCUGGUGAUGCUUCCUGUGUACUAACUUCCUGUUCCUCUGUCUGGUUUCCAGGGGCCGGUCCCAGGAGUGGCACAACAGAGUGAGUGGACACCUACUGGCUUCCAACCUCCUGGCUAUCAGGGACUCCUUCAGACCUGACCACAGACAGACCAAGAUCUGA
Coregonus sp. 'balchen' is the source of this 58154-nucleotide messenger RNA. The record is from the annotation of a GenBank genome assembly. Lineage: Eukaryota; Metazoa; Chordata; Actinopteri; Salmoniformes; Salmonidae.